AGGACCACCAUGGUAGACCGAAGGCCUGAUGGUGAAGCGUGCCGUCGUGUGGUGCACUUUGCUGAACCGGGUGCUGGCACCAAGGACAGGGCUCUGGGCCUGGCGCCAGGAGACAGACUUGUGGAGAUCAAUGGGAUCAAUGUUGAGAACAAGAGCCGGGAUGAGAUCGUGGAGAUGAUCCGUCAGUCUGGAGAGACCGUGCGACUAAAGGUGCAGACCAUACCGGAGCUAAGUGAGCUGAACCGCAGUUGGCUGAGAACCGCACAGCGCCAGCUAAGUUUUGGUGUAAGUACUUAUAACACUUGCAGACACAGUUGCCAAAUCUGACUUAUUCUGAGUCUCCAUUCCAAGUGCAUAAUUUCAUUUAGGAGCUUUUGGGUUGGUUAUGAUCCUUUGGCUCUUGUGACAUUUUUCAGCUUUUUGAAACUACUUUGAUUGCACUGAGAUUUUCAGGUAACUCUCAUGAUUGUGUUCUUGACUGAAAACAAUUCCAAUACCUCAAAGUUGUGACAUAACCUUUACUUAGUACAAAUUCAAUCCCACUGUGUCUCUAAGUAUACAGACCUUUAUUUUUUAAGCUUUGUAUUACAACACCAGCUCUACACCCAAAUACAGCGGUGAGGCCUUCAGCACAGAACGCACCAUCUUUCACGGGGAUUUGUCUCUAUAAAUUAUUGCCAAGUUGUUGGAAUUCAACCAAAAUAUCUUUUAUUUUUCACACUUUCUUGAUUAACUUGGAUUUUCCUCCUCAAUGAUCUCAGUUUUGGGAAUUUGCUAGUGCUUGAAUUUGAAUGUCUACUAACAUUCACCACAUAUAAAUAUAGUUUUCCUCUUCCCCACAGUAUGUUUGCACCGUAAUGGGUUUGCUCUCUAUCGUCAUGGGAUAAAUAACUUGAAACUAGCUCAUCUACAAAUGAAUGUUAUUGAGCAGUAGCUGUCUGGGGCAGCCAUGGUUCAUCCUUAGUGGCAGUAAAGUGUAAUUUGUUGAUUAGGCCAUUGUUUUUUUGUGAGGUGGAAAAAAACAGGCCCCUAGCUACCUAAUUUUGCAUUCUAAAAUACAAGGUUUUAUAUUUUCUACUGCUUCUUUUUCUUUGUUAUCCACAUACCUUUGUUCAAUAUUAUCAUUAACUCUAGCUUCUACCAGCUGUUCUUCCAACUUCAAUGUUGAUUUUCUUGAAAUUUAUGGUUCUGUUUUCUGUAUAGUGGAUUAAAAAUGUCUGGAUGGAUGGAUGAGGCGGCAAUGACACCAGCAAUGUGCUUUUGUUCUAAGGGUUGUGUGUGUGUGUGUGUUUUGAAAGAGAAAAUGUGUUCUGGUGUAUAUAUAAUCCCCCCCCUCCCUCCCCCCUGGUCCUUUGAGAGCAAACAAUAGGACGCUGAAGGAUACAACGGCCCAAACGCCACCGCAGCUCAUGGCCAUAUGGUCUGUAAGACUUGGCUGGUCGCCCACUGAGUUUCUUUUUCACCUAGAUAAUCAUGUGCAACAAGAAGAGGAGUAUCAAGUUCAAGUCUUUCUUAGAAGACAUGACAAACACCUGAAUUUAAGCUUUCUCUGGAGUGUAGAGUUUGAUUUAGCUUAAAUACAGUUUUGACCGUGUGUGAGAUAAACGUUGGUUUAGGGUUGGGCGGAAAAGUACUACUUUGAGUUAUAUCAGAAGUUUAACCAGAACUUUUGCUCAUUCUUUGAUUGCUUUUCUUGUGUGUGAAUAUUAUACGCUGUUAUACGGCUUACAUGUAAAUUGAAUUUCAACCAUUAUUUAACCUUGUUAUUGAGAAAAUAUGGAUUCAUUCCUUUUUCCCUACUUGUGUUAGUGUUUUGAUCAGAUCAGCUUCUUUGCAAUAGUGAUUAUAUAUUGAAUUUGGCGCCUGAAUAACUAAUGCGUCUUAAGCUUUUGUGUAAUGAGGGAGAUUUUCUACAUUGUUUAGGGUUUGGACUAGGUCAGAUUUACUCAGCAGUUGUGAAGGUUAAGUAUUUAACCCAUAUUAUGGGGCCAUACUAUGAUUGUUGUUGUUGUGGCAUUUUAAGAAGGUGUAAACACUGUGUAGGCUCUUGGCUUUUGUGCUGAAACCAGGGCAAUUUAAGUGUGACAGCAGAGACGCUUGAAAUACCAAUAUACAAAAUACCAGUCCUGCUUGUGUUAUUGUUUAAGCCAUGUGCAUAAAACGUUCAAAGAUUAUUAUAUGUAUUUUACCCAUACCGUUUGUAUAGUAAUGGCUGUCGAGGAUUACAUAUUAAAUUUCACCUCACAACUUCAGGUGUAAACUUGAAUGUGCUCUGUUUGUGUUUCCCUGUCACUCAGUGCGUUAACUGUUGCAACCACAGUCAUGAAAUCAAUCUUUUCACAGCCAGACACUCAAAUCAUUUACAUUGUCCUACAUUCAUCUGAUCCGAACGAUCACCAUAAGACAGGCCAUCUAAAAAGGCAGAAAACGUUCAUGUGACCCAGAACCAACAGCACUAUAAAUAGGUGGUUAUAAUAAGAUCUGAUUUCUAGAUCAGCAGCUCUGCAACACAGAGACAUAUUUGUGAGUGAAUGUUCAGAGCUGAAUUCUUUUAACCGUUUGUAAACAGUUGAAGGAUGUAUAGAUUUUUUCCCAGCCAAGUUUUACAUCAUGAUGUUUUAUUUGAUUUGUAACUUACACAUCAAUGUAAUUCUUUGCUUAGCCAAGCAUAAACAAUGACAGUAGAUUGAAAUAACCAGCUAGUCCAGAGCUAGCACCUCUUAAACUCAGUUAUCAAGACAUUAUAUCUCCAUCCCUGUUGUGAUAUCAAGAUCCAGCCAAGAGCUUAGGUUUUGUGUCAUGUUUUGGGGACAUUUAUUAACCUACAUAAAGAUAUUAUAACCCAAUUUGUGAUAAUAUUGUUUCUAUGCAAAGAAAAAAAAAGAAAUAUUGAUUUAAAAAGAAAAAUAAUGGAAUAAUUGAGUUGGACCUCCUAUAUGAAGUUUCUAGCGAGUGUCAAACUGACAUGAAAUACAUGUAUUGCCUUUUUAGUGAAAAAAGGAGGAUUCUCGACACUGUUUCAGUCACAUAGACGUCCUACACCCACAAAUUCCUAAACGGUUGGAGUUAAUUAUUUAACCAAGUUCAACAACUCAAACCACUGACCACUGAUUAAGUACUGCUUCUUGUGACCAACUGAGCAGACACCUGGCAUAAUUGUCAAAAAUCUUUUAUCAAGGAACAAAACUAGAUCCAAACUACACAACAAAUCACCACGACACAACUAUUGUUGUUGUUUUUUGCUUUACACAGGUGUAAAGAACAACCUUCAUGGUGAUGCCAUCCAUAGCACUUCAAGACUGUUAAUUCAAUGAAUUGUCUUAAUUUGUAGAAAAAGUUAUGUAAAAAUAACGCCACCAAAACAUAAAAACACAAUUUGAUGCAAAGUUGGACCACAUGUGUUUUAUUUUCCAAAAGGGCAAAAAAUAGAAGAUAAAAAAAUAUAUAUUAAGUGUUCAAAUGUUAAGUGGAGGUAAAGUGAUCUGUUUUAAGAGAUCUGUUGUAACUGAAAGUGUCACGGUGCUUGAUAUUAAUAUCGCUAAAUGUAAAUCAUUUUAGGUGUAAUAUGUAUUUAUCUAUUGAUUUAUUUCUCUGACAAAAUUAUUGCAGUAGCUGGAUGUGAGCUGGUCAUUUCUGCCUGAUCUGAUUUAUCCGCUGUGAUUAUCCCCCCUUGUAUCCGGUCGAGAUCAGAGGAGCUGGGCUAUUUCUUUGCUUGAUGCGGCGCCUUCCUGUAGUCAUGUCAUCACUGUUAUGUUGUCAGGCAACCAGCUGUGAUUUCUGUAACUGAAGAACUGCCACAAUAAAGAAAGAAUAAGAAGCCUGUUACUAAACAACCAACUUUUCAGGUCUGGUAUCUUUUGGUCUGUUGUAUUUUUCUGUUUCUAUGAGUUUAUGCUUCACGUGUACCAACAGAGUUUUGCUCUGAGCUCCAGGAUACAACCUUCACCUUUACAUGCCAGUCUACAGGGCUGAACAAGUAUCCCUUUAAUUAUGUAAUUAUCUUAAGCACCAAAUGAAUAUCAGUUUACCUUUUUGCUCAUUACUCCCAAGAAGAAGAAAUAAUACUUUUGUUCCUUGUUUGCACUAAUUGGCCAAAGAAGAAUAGCUGAGCUCAUGAACCUUUUGUCCAUUGGGUGGCAGCCAAAUUCCAUGUUACACGUUACGUGAGACCACAACAAGCGUUCGUAUAUUUUUAUCAGUUUUUCCCCUAAUUUUGAGUGUUUUCCCUGAUUUAGUGUUAGACAUCCUGCUACAGGAACUUCACAAACGGAUGAAAAAAAAAAGCCGCUGUUUGAGAUGUUAAAACAGGAUUUUAAACCAAGAAACAGUGAAACUAAUACAUGAUAUUACAAGAGGAGAUUUUGUAGCAUCCUUUUGUAGCUUUCCCUUUUUUUCUGGGAUUUUUCUCUUAGUUUAAACAGAGGAAAGUAUUCAAAGUGUUAAAAAACAGACUGGUUGGGAAUUGGUGAAGAAACAGCUAAUCAUAAGAGUGUAAACAAGGCUCAUCGGAUUAGUCCGUACAUGGGAAUUCUGCUGUACUCCACAUGAGAAGUUGCACAGUGUUUAAGAGAGGCUGAGUCUUUUAAUUGAUGCCUCAGACCUCUGUAGAGAGGCUUUCCAAUAUUUCAAUUUUCCAGCUGGUUUAGGGAAAUCAAUUGGCCAGGGGGGGAUUAUGAAACACCAAUAUGAGACACCAGUUUUUCAGAGGGUACCCCAAAGGGUGGUGGUUACACAAAGUUCUGAGCUGUUUCUUAUUUUUUUCAGUACACUACAUGCUGCUUUAAUUUUUUUAAGUUUACCAUGGUUUAUUUUGCAUAGAUGAUCCGACAUCUCAACUUCUUCUUCGCUUAUCAGUAUUUCUACACUGACCUCGGAUCCUGCUGCCUUCCUCUUCAAAAUAAGAGUCUUGUCAUUUUGUAGUUAUAUAAAGUUGACUGCCUAAGCUUGCAGGAAGGCCUUCUUUUAUUUUAUCCCUUAAAUGUAGUUUAUAGCAUGGCAGAGUAACAACAAAUAGCAACUCUAUUGAUAUACCAGAUCAUACCUUUUAGGGGCUGGUUUUACUUGUUUAUGUCCAACAAAACUAGAAGUUAAGUGUCUCAUUGCUGACUCAAUGGUGCUAAAUGUUUCAUCUAAUAUCCAUUCAUCAUCCUUCUCGUCUUCCUGUCCUUCUUGCAAUCACCGCAAACCGCCCAUUUCAAUCAUAUCACCCCCUCUGUCCCGUGGGUUGAGAGGAGAGAGGAUUAGCACCAGUAUGGAUUAGAAAGAGGUGGGCCUUCCAGAGAAAUACUGCUUGCUGUAUAAUGGAGGGUCGUUUUUUCUUAUUGUCUAAAUACUGAUAUUUCAUAUUCUUCUGCACAUUCAGCGGGAUGAUUUUAUGUUGACAUGUAGACUUUCUUGGGCGUGUAAAUGACUGUCAGUCAAGGAACCACAGACACUUGCCAGCCACACCCUUUUCUUGUCAGCCACCAGCUGGACCUUUUUUAAUUCAGCCUCAUUAUCUGUUGCAUAAAGCUUUUAUUAGUGCCAUUAGAGGAUAUAAUUUAUUUAUAUGGUUCUAUUUUAUUGAGAUAUUAAAUCAAUUGGUUGUUGGCUUUUGUAGUCCACACCCAGCGUAAUUCCUGAUGUGUGAUGAGACUGUCUGCCACUUUCUACUCCCACUUGAAUGAACGAUUCUGAAUCUUUACUAUGGAUGAAAUUCUUUGCUUUUAUAUCAGAAGUGUUUUUUUCAGGCCAGCUUCAUAUAACCUAAUAAAAAAUGGGUCAACUGUAGAGGUCUAAUGUCUCUUUCCUUUUGUUUUUUUCUGGAACAGUCUGAAGAUUUAAAUUAUAAGUAAUCUUCUUCAGCCAACAAACCCAAUAGUGUCAUUUAAAGGAUUUUACCAUUCCAACGUUGAGUUUUGACUCUCAUAUUUCUGAUUUAUGUUGUUGUCAUUGUUGUCCUCCUGCUCAACUACCUUUUUGGAGGUGACAACACAGAUGGGAAAUCUUCAUUGCAUGCUAUCACAUUAAAAUGUAAAGUAUGACAUGGAUUUAACACCAUAUGUCUAUAUACUACAUGAUCUAAAUAGGUUUCUUUGUAUUGAAGGAAUUAACAAGGAAAAAGUCUGUAGUGUUUAUAGCGUAUAAAGUCCUUAAUCUUUUCUCUGCUCUCACCAUGUGCAGACACACAGCCCACACGAUGCUGUGUCCCAGUAACUGACUCCAGGGAUUAACAGCCUGUGCUAGAUAGAGCAGCUAGGCUGUGUGUUUUCCUUGGUCCUCCUGCUGAGCGCUAAUAUGUGAGCUUCUGAUUUAUUCUGAAAAUAAACGCCUCAGAGCCUAUUGCAGUGUGUGUUUUUUUCAAGGACCAUGUGUUUUUGCACAUUUCUAUGAAAAAAAGAUAAAGUAAAUUACACUUAUGAGAACCAGUCAGUUCGAAAGGCAGCCAGUUGUUAUCACUUUGAAAGAAAUGAGACUGUUCAUGAGCUUUUGAAGGGGAAAGCAGCGUGCCAGGAUUGGAUUAGAAUAUAUCUGCCCUGCCAAGCCUGUUGCUACAUUUCCGUAUUUCCCUCUUGUGGUUUAACUGCAUGGCACAAACAGACUGAAUGUCUCCUUCUAGGCAAAUAGCCAUUACAUGUGAUUUCAGCUGAGUGUUUUUUAACAGCAGUGCAGGAUUUAUCAUUGUUUACAGAUUGAAAGUAUUGGUGCUAGAUCUGUGCUUGGUUUGUCAUGUCUCAUAUUUAGGUCAGUAGUGUGCUUAUGCAGAAGUCUCUGUGAGGCUGAUGAAUUCAUACAUUAGCAAACAGCUCCCCCUUGUGGUGUAACAGGCAUGGUCUACAAUGUGCCAGCCGCAAAUAUUCAACACAUGGUGCAGCCUCCCAUUGUUGUGUUUAUCUACAUGUGUCAUGGAGGGGAAGUCUUGAUUAAAAUCUCUAGACAGGUUUGUCAUUUGGGUCAUUUGCGCAGGUAAUAGUUAAAAACAACUGUAUUAGUUAACUUUUCAUUGCAGAGGAGUGUAUGAGAUAAAAUUUGGUUGAUUUUUUUUAGUCUGUAUUGUUAGGAAAUAUCAAAUAAAACAUCUCAAAAUCAAAUCAGUUAUCUCAUAGAUCUUGGAUUAGACUAUUAGACUUUUAAAAGUCACAUGAAAGGUUUAUGUGUUGAUUGAUAUUAUUUUGAGUCUUUCUUGAGUAGGAAAUGUCAAACAUAGCACUAAGCCAUCUCAUUUUAUGAUUGUGUUGUAUUUUUUGUUGAUCUCAUGGUAAAAGAGCUUGUAAAAAUUUAUUUAUCCCCCUCCCAGGGAGGCUGUGCACCUCACUUGCUCCCCUGCCACCAGGAGAAAAGACUAGCAGUAAAAGUGACUGAGCUAAUUGAUGUUGUUCUGCAAACUCUAUUUAUAGCCACUCUGUAUCUCAGCAGCUGUCCCUCUUCUAUCCCCCUGCCCAGCCACUCUCACAUUACCCCUCCACCUCCACCACUCCUCUGACCACGGCCUUACUGCGCUGUUCUGAUUGUGACCCCGCCCCUGAGGUUGCCCUCCCACUCACUCAGGGCUAGUAAGCGUGUGCUCUCUGCAGACUCAGGUCCUAGCCUGCCUCGGACCUCACGCCACAUCUACAAGAUUGGAAGGUUAACCAGGCCUGGAGAGGAGGUAAUGGGCUUGGGCCUCUUGUGGACUGAGUGUGUUUGUGUGUAUGUGGCAGGCAGUGAGAACCGCUCAGGGUGUCCAUGCUCUGCUUAGCAGUUCCAUUUGGGCUCUGCUGGCGACUCAGAAUGGCCUCCAUUGCUGCUGAAACUAUUUAUAGGAGUGGACUCUGAUGAAAGCAGGGCUGGGAUGGUGAAACACGUUGCUGUGAGAGAUUCUUUUUCUGUGUCCUCAUUGAGUUUAAGAACAACUUUUAGGUCAAAAGACUAAUAGUUGUGUAAGGAUUCCUGUUGGUCACAACAAGCUGAAUGUUUGCACUGGCCAUUGAGGCAAGUGUUGUGCGAGAAGUUAACUUCCUGCACUCAAGCUAGUAGUUAAGUUAAAGUUUUCAGUAAUUUGCUGAUACCUCAACUAGAUGUCUUUAUUGUUGGUCAAAUACUUUAAUUCCCAUUUUCAUCCUUAACUGCUAACUUUUUUUACAAUUCUGGGCCAUGGAUUUGAAUGAAGUUGUUAGUUUACUGUGUGUUUACAUGACUGUUUUAGAUGCAGCAAAGAAAACCCAAAUGAAGAGAAAAAAGAAAAAUACCAUGUCUUGUCAUUUUGUUUCAUUUGGCGAAGAGGUGACUCUCAAGAAUAUUCCAGAAAACUGACAUUUUUUUUCAGCCACAAAAAAAGGCAAUAAAGUUUACACUAAGAAUGUUUUUUUAUGGUUUGAAUGAGCCUUUUUUAUUUUUUUUAUUGUACAGUAUUUUUUAGUCUAAUAACAGAUGCAGCCUAUAAUUGAGGCUAAUUGAAGUUGAUGACAUUCCUCAAGUGUGUCACUACUCUACAUGGGAUAAAAGACCAGUCUGGUAGUGUUUUCAUGAAUAUGUAUUUGAUUUUGUUGCAGCAUGAACAAGACACACUCUUUGCAGAUGAUUCAACUGAGUGAUAUUUGAACAAAUAUUUGAACAUUUGUAUUUUAUUUUGUCAGAUUUCUGUAUGUAAUUUAAAUAGUCAGUUUUGGUAGAGUAAUGUAGUUUGAGCUUCUUUUUCUCAGCAGACUGAUGUAACCAAACUGUUUCCUCUCUUUUUAAGCCUGGCUAUAGUUGAACUUAUUUGACGUGUUUGAAGUAUCAGGGAGCUUGUAGUUGUAGAGUCAUACUUUCUAAGUAACCUCAAAAAACUGUUUAUGUAAAUGAACAGCAUGUAUGUUCCUUUGUAGGUUUCUACAAACUAUCAUCCUUCACUGAAUAUAACGAGUUUUCUGCAACACUCAUUUAUUUUUUAGCUUUGUGACGUCACCACGAAUAUUUAAAUUGAAAGCAGUUGUGACUGAGAGAUUGAAUUGAUUGAGAGUAAGGCCAGAAUAUUACAAAUAAAGAUACUUUUAUAGCUUCAGGUCUUCUUGUUGGAUAAUUAUGUUCAUGUUUUAAACUUGUAAUCUGUUGCAGUGUAAGGAUAUCAAACCAUUUCAUCUUGUUGUUCAUGUGUUCUGUCCUCAGUGCUGCAUGGUCCCACCGUCCUGUUGGUGUUUGACCUGUUGUGUGCAGAAAACAAGUUCACAGUUUCCCAUCACCUACACCUAAAUUCUUAUUCUUCUUCUUUCUGCACGCUGCACCCUCCUCUCCCCGGCUGUCCAUUUGUUUGUUUUCUCUCAUCACUCUGUACAUUUAUUCGCCACGCCACCCAGCUUGUUCCAUGACUUCUGGCCUGUCACCAUGGCGUACAAAUCACGCUUUUCAUUCUGGGAGCAAAAGGGAAGUCUCGCGUUUUGGUGCUUUUUUUUUUCCUGUUUAUAUCUGCCUGCUGUUGCAUGUGUUUUCAAAAGCAUUCGUCUGAAAUUGUGGUUUGAUUUCUUUUUUGUGUUGCUUCUUCUUGUGUAGGUUAAAGUUGAGAACAAGCCAGAUGUAAGUUUCUUGUUCACCUGCACGCUUCUGUCACUAAUUUUAACAGUAUUUUUGUGCUGUGGUACAAGAAAAUAUAACAGGAACACGUGGCUGUGGAUUGUGAUCCUAACCUUCGGCUGCAGACAGAGGGCCUUUGUGCUCUACCAUAGUCUGGAGAAGUUAACUGCGUGCUGAGAGCUUGAGGUGAUGUUCAUGAUUCUCAGGGCAACAACUGUUUCCAGAUUACCAUGACGACCACAUGGGUUUAACAGGGAACAUUUUCUAGCCAUUAAAUGCCCUAAUUGAUGGACCGCUGUCUGAAACACAGUGUCCUCUUCGCUUUAUCCACUUAUUUUGAGGUGAUAAAGAUUAAGACUGGAAUUAAAAUCACAAAUCUUCAGGAUUAAAUUUCAGGAUUAAACGUUUUGAUAGAAUUCAAGAAUAAAUAGGUUCUUGUCCUUUUUACUAUAUAGUUUUUUAUGUGAAAUCUUAUUAUGUAUUUACAAACGUCUUGCUCUGACUAUUUAUCAAUAUGUCAGUGUGAAUAUAAGCAAUCACACAAAAAAGUAGUUCUCGAGGCAGAGGAACAUGUGUGUUGUUUCUGAAAUAAGUGUUUACACAAAUGAGCUGAAAGUGCUGAAAUAUGUCUAAAUAUAGCAUACGGUUACAGCAACAAUUAUUUUUCUCCAAACUAGCUAAACCACAUGAUAAUUUCAACCUUCAGUGGUUGACAGUCUGGCUACCAUGCUGGUUCUCUGCCUAGUUUCUCAACAAAAGAGACUGAGCUGUCCGGCAUCUCUUUUGAUAAUUCACUUCACUACCGCCAAUUACUUCAUACACCCCACUUAGAUAAACACAAACAAAACAAACUAUUCCAUGAAACAUGGUGUUUCCCUCAAAACAUGCAGAGAUAGUGAGGAGUCGUCCAAAGAUGCAUCUGCUUGUAUUUAUAUUCCACCACUGGAGCUUUGAAAGGUUGCUUUGUGUUUGUGUCGAAAUUUUUGGGCAUUGAGUAUCUUUGACUGGCAUAAGCAUUGAAAACACUUAUACAGAGUCAAAUAGGAUUCAUGCUAACCUUGAGAGUUAUUGUGUUUUUCUUUUUGGGAUCAGCAUAGGGCUGCACGAUUUUGGCCAAAAUAAAUAAUAAUAAAAUCCAAUUUUUUUUCGCUGAAAACUCAAUUUUUGAUUUAGAUUUUGAUUAUUUAUUCAGUGACAGCUUCUCCAGACUUUAUUGUAAUAAUACGUUUUUCUAUUAUCUCUCAAAAUGAAACCACUGAAAAUUAUGUAGUGCAUAUGCCAAGCCAGGAAGUGGCACAAAAGUCAGAAGAAGAGUACAGAGCAUACGUAUAAAGGUUGUUUUGGACAGACGUGCAGCCGCCAUAAGAAAAGAGUUACACUGAGUGUGACAUAAUUGUUUCGAGAGAUGCAGAUAGGCAUCCACACGGAGAUGAAGAGGUAGUUGUUUACAGAUUUAUGCACUCUGACCCAUUUUAAAAAAGUACUGUUUACAGUCACCCGAAACGCUGUUCCUGUGGGGAUGAAAUGCCUACAUGACAAAAAACUUUUGCGCUUACCCCUAAGCUCGUUACAGAGUGGGGACGUGUGGACGGGUUGAUACCGCCUUCAGACAGACUUUGCAGCUGGGAGUGGUUUGGUCUUCAUCCGAAACUGCGAAGCCGUACCAAUUACACCCGACUGAGUUGCUCUUGCCCUAUUUAGCCACGGAAUUAUCGCCUUCUUUUGCAAACGCCAUGUUUGUUUACAUGGGUGUGUGUGGGAAGUGGGAGUGCUCCCACAGGAAGGGGGAGCGAGACAUGACAGAGAGGAAAAUCGAUUUGACGAUUUUAUUUUUUUUAACAUCGUCAUAAUCAAAUAAUCUGAUUAUGAUUUAAAACCCAUUCAUCGUGCAGCCCUAGAUAAGUUUAUCAACAAAAGUGUAAUUUUAUUUAUGUUUGGUUCCUCAGUUGAAUGCAAUGUGUGCAUGCUCAGUAUGUGCAUAAUAUUUUGAGUACAUUUCUAAGCAUUAACCAAUAUUCUCACAAGUGACAACUAAAUAAAUAUUGGCUCAAAUAUUCACUAGAGCUUCAUACUAACUUGAGUGGAAAUUUUUUUAAGACAUAAACAGACAUGCAGUGGUCUAUAGAAAUCACUUCCUUCAUGAUCUUUAAUAGACUAUCUGAGCUGAGCACCAGCUACUGGAGUUGAUGUGCAUAAACCAUGAGAAUAAUCUGCACCUUUGUCCACCUUGCUCUGUUUGUAUCCAGUCUGAUGUGGAUAGCACUCAGCCUCAGUCAGUCUCUACACAAGGGCUAGAUACAAGAAGUGGUCCUCAGUCAACUGCAUCCACAGCUGAAGAGUCCAACAGUGACGGUGCCAUGGGUGGUCCAGAUAAUCCGAGUCAGGAUCAGGCUGGCAAAAAAGUGGUGAAGGUUGUUCGGAGAGUUGUAAGACGUGUCGUUCCGUCUGGGAGUGAAGAGACAGUCCGGCCCGCUGUUUCAGAGUCUGUGAGGACGACUGCUUCUGCAGAAUCCGUGCUGAAAACCACCAGAACUGUUAGCGCGGAUAAGGAUGAUAUCUCCAUGGGAUUAACCAGUUUGAUGGGCAGAGGAAGAACCAAGGAACAUCGGCCUCGGACACGCAAUCAGGACCGCAAAGAGGACUCGAAAGAGGAAGUGAAGCAGGAGGAAGAGGAGGAGAGAGAAGAGGAGGAGAAAACCACUGUAGAAAAAUCAGAAGAAGCUGCAACCACGACACCACCACCAAAGUCUAACCCCCUCACCCCUCCAGCAGGGUUCAUCCCUGCCCCUAAACCUGACCCUUUAGCUCCACCUGCUGGCUUCAUCCCCGCCCACAAACCUGACCCUUUAGCUCCGCCUGCUGGCUUCAUCCCUGCCCCCAAACAGAAUCUGCUGACUCCUCCACCUGGCUUCAUCCCUGCAAGAAAAUCCAGCCCCGUGCCCCCUAAACAGAGCCCACUUGCAAGACCCCCAGGAUUCAUCCCUGUCAUAAAGACAGACCCUCUGGCUCCUCCUGCAGGGUUCAUCCCGAAGCCCCGUCAAGUCCCUGUGAAGAAACCAGAGGUACUGGGAAAUCAGUGCAUGUUCAUGACUUAAUCUCUGAGUGGAGCAAACUGAGUCAGGGGAAUAAAUGCAACUUUCCAUGUCCUAAAAUUUAAUCUAAAUUUAUGAGAUUUCCCGUAAUCAAGCAAUUUAUGAAGAGGACUCAUGCAUAAAUGACUAGAACUUGUGACUUUGUGAUAUUGAAGACAUUAGUAGCAUGAUUAUUCUUGAAUAGAAUGAAACGCUAGAUGAGUUCAAAUGAUUCAAGAGCAUUACUAGACGGACAGGUUGAAUUCUAGUCCAGAGGGAGGACAGACACUGAGAUGGAGGUCUAAGUGAUUCUUGGCUCAUUUCUCUUUGUUAAAAAGUAGAUAUUUUAAAUAUCAAUAUUUGUUAGUCCCUUGAUAUCCAGGCGAAUCUCCGUCUGGUUAUGUACAUGUGAGACAACCUAAACUCGAGUGCCUUUUGGUUGUUGCUCGACAUCACGCUCAUAUCACAGCCAACCCAUCGUGACCAAUCACCAUUUUGUCUUUGUCAGGCCUGAUAGAAUUAAACCACCCUUACUAAGUGAAGGGAAGCGUGGGUGCAUGUUCCAGCCCAUGAUCAGACUUCAUCAGUGGGUGUCAGAGUGUACUCAUCGCCUGCUCUCGGCUAGUUCAGUCAGUUUGAGGCUUCAAUGAGCGCUGAGCUGUGACUCAUUACUGUCACUUGCUGCAGGCAGAGGGUUGAAGUCGUGCACUUUCUGGGCCUCUUUUGGGAUGUUUCUUUUAAAGAAGUGGGUCAUGAUUAGGAUAUAAAUAUUGCGCAUACAAAGAUAAUUAAUCAGUUGUGCUUGUCAGUUGUCUAGAUUAGUCGUUAUGUCCCCAUGAGACGCCUGGAGCCUGUGGUGUGAUAACUACAUUGGUCGUUUUGCUAAACUUCUGAUUUUUUGUCCAUGAACAGCUUCAAACUUGUAAUUUUUGUCACAGUCCCUGCUUCGAUUUGUUCCUCAGACAAGGUUAUAUGCCUGUCCUAUAAUUUAGUGUCUGCCACUCUGUUGGUCUGCAGGCUAUCCAAAAAUGUUAUUAACAGAUGUCCAUGAAAUCUGGCGAUCAGCUGGGCAUCUGGCCGUGGAGCUAUGAUUUGAUUUUGGAGAUACGCACUUGGUGUUUUUGCCGAGGGAACAUUGUGUUUUUAACCGCUUUGGGGGGGACGAUUUGGGGUUCGAAUAUGAACUUAAGAAUUUACAUUUCUGUGUGGUUAAGUGUUCUUGGAGGUUUGUGCUGUCUCACAAGAGUCACAUAUUGAUUAGACUGUGUCCAAACAACCAUUUUCUAAUGACAGCCAAUGCAAUUAGAUACAACAUGAUUAUCCCUUGAAGAAGUCAAUGUAAUGUGAGAUUUGCUGUCUUUAGGUCUUGAGAGAACGUUUUUAGACGGCUGAUUAAAAAGCUAUAUAACAGCUCCAAACAUGAUUUCAUUUAAACAUUACAGCAAAUUAGAUGUGAUGACUUUUUAAUAGAGAUGCACCAAUCCAUUUUUUUCCGAUCCAAUCCAAUACUGAUACCUGGGCUGAGCGUAUCGGCCGAUAUCCGAUGCCGAUCCGAUAUUACUGUUGAAUGAAUGAACUGUAUAGCUUGCCCUGUGAGUGAAAGCAUCAGGCUUGUUAAAAAAAGUGUAACAAAUUAACACAGAUAUAAAUUUACUUAAUAUUAUUUAUUAACAAAUAACAAAUUGCAAAUUAGCACACAGCAAAAAGAAGUAAGACUUCCAUGUAAACAUUUAGUGCAAAAGGAUAGACAGACGUAGAAUAUAGAGCGAACAGAAUUGCUGUGUUGAUGUGUAUGAUUUUGAUUAAAAGAAAAAAAGACUGGGUCGGAACGCUGGAUCGGCGUCAUUCAUCAGAUUUCCGAACCAGUUAAUUUGUCAAUAUCAGAGCCGAUAUCCGAUCCAAAUAUCAGAUUGGUGCAUCCCUACGUUUUAAUGAUCAAAAAAGUUGUCAUGCAGUUCAACUUUAACUUGAAAUUCAACUUUGAUGCAAAAACAGCAGCUAAGAGUGAAAAUAAAGAGUAGUAUUCACAUGGCUGUGCACUUCAGCAGAGCAAAGUCAUAAAAUGUAAUGAUUUGAUUUCGAUGCUUCUUUCCUUUGAUUUGAGUGCAAUUGCAUGGAAAUUCAAUCCAGAUGAUGCUUAGUUGUGUAAUUCUAAGCAGAUUGUUUCAAGUUACCACUAACAAACAAAAGCUUUGAACCAGUAUUCUUCCUCUGUGAUGCUCAAUGAUCACAUUUUCCAUAAUCCUCAUUUCCCUCUAACUCAUUUCCUGAUCGAACCAGUGGAAAAAUUAAACAAGUGGAAACAGAAGUCGAUUAUAGAUGGUUGUAAUUUUCUGAAUACACCAAACAUAAUUAUAACCGCCAUCCUCAUUCUCAUCUCCCCAUGUCAUUUCCAUCUCUGUGUGUUUGUGCUCAUGUUGUCUGUCGAACUGUGCGUCUGUGGGAAUUUGAAUAUGUUGUAUAAAAGGUACAGGAGACUUCUUUACCUCCUGUGGUCUCCAACGGUAAGCCAUCCCCCGUUGUUCUGACCCAGGCGCAGACUUCACCCAGUGAACAGGUGUGUGCUCAACUUACUGCAAAGGUACACUCUCAAGUGUGUGUUUCUAACAUCCAGAAGUAAAAGAUUUUUGCAUUAGAUGCCUCUACAAACACAGUGUAGUUGAGUUCAGUGAAAGAUUGGACUCAUUGCCUUUGGAUCAUUGAUUUGCUUUCCGGCUGCCCAAUUGCGAUUGCUGGUCCUGCUAUCUAACUGUAGGUCCCUGAGCUGAUUCCUACUGAGGAAGAUCACAAGCGUGUGAAGAGGAUCUUCACCGUGGAUGGCAGUGAUGUAACUUCCCUCUCUGUCUCUCUUUGUUUGUUUGGUUUGCACCUGCCAUGUUUUCCCAUAGGCUUCCCCUGUAAGCAGCCUGAGCCAACAGCUUAUUUGUCCGAAAGUGACAGAGGUCCACGCUGGGCUGUCCUGUAUUGAGCUGUCCCUCUGCUGAUAGGGUUUAAGUUUCAGAGGUUGUUGUCUGCUUGGUGUGAAAUCUGAAACUCUGAGAUAUUUUCUGUGAUUUAUCAGUUCUCAAGAUUACUAGUUCAGGACAAAAUGCAGGAUACCAUGGGGUAUAAACCAUACUAGUUUUAUAAAAAAAACUUCAAUGGAUGUGCUUUAAAUGGAUUUUUAAUCAAAGAUUGUUUCUGGUAACUUUCAGAAUAGACAUGCGUACUUCUAAUAAUGAAUUGUAACAGCUCUAGCCUUUCUUUUUCUUUCUUUCAAAAUAUUGUUUGCUGUGCCAUCCGGUCCAGAAGAGUGUCUGUGUAUUAUGUAAUGAUUUACUGUAUUUGCUUGCUGUUUUUUUUUGGGCAGUCCGUGAUCACAUUACAGUUUGUGCUUAUUCCUGUCUUGAGGUCUAGAGCACUGCAAGGCUCUUCUUUUUUAUCUCUCCUCCUUGCUCUGAUAUUAAGCUGUCUCAAAUUGUGUCCCAUCAUGUGUCUCUUCUUUUGCUUCUCUGUGUGUCAUUGGAUCCUGAAUUGCUGCUGUCUUCCUUGCUGUUUGCAUGGCCAGCGUGCCAGAAGCCACAAAUCCUCUCAGGUACAGCCUGCUCCACAGGCAGCUCGCAGUGCCCCUCUCGCCUGGAGAGUGCUGUAGUCUGAAGCUAGUUCCCCUCUGCUGACCUCCCUUUGUUUGUGCAUGAUCGCUGGUCUUUGUCCCCUCGCCGCUCUAUGAAGUUCACUGUGAGUUCACAAGCACAGAAUAUUGUAAUGUGACAUCAAGCAGUAAUUACCAAAGAGAGAAUAGGGAUUGUCGACUGAUUUUACAGGUUAUGAAAAACAACCUUAACAUAGUUUAAGGAAUACUAUGUAAUAGUUUUGGAGCUUUAAGAUAAAGAGGCAGGACUGAAGUUGUCAUGGCAAGCACAUGGAAGACAGGGGUGUGUCCAAAAGGAUAGCCAGGGGUGGCUUCAAGCCCCCCCCCCAAUAAAAUCUGAGAUAGGGGUGGGGAAAAAAAUCGAUACAGCAUAGUAUCGCAGUAUUUUGUCUGUUGAUAUAUUUUAUCGUCUCAUUUACCAAGUAUAGAUUUUUUAAAAUUAAUUGCUACAACAACAAAUAUAUAUAAGGUUUGCAAGAUGUGCUACAUGAAAAUAAAAUACUGUGUAAAUAAGACAAACAUAAAGGAAAGACAAAUGCUAAAUUAGCUAAACAGUUAAAAAAUUUGUAUGAAUCGCAACAUGUUGUAUCGUAAAACUCACUGUAUUGCAAAAUGUUAAAUACAGCAAUAAUAUCGUAUCGUGGCCCAAGUAUCAUGAUAAUAUCGUAUCGUGGGGCCAAUUGCUUUUAUAAUUGUGUCCUUGGAUCUCUUGGAUCACUUUUCAUGCUUUAAAGAAUUGGGCGAGAGAUUAAUUGUUGCAACUUUGAUGUAUAAUUUCUUUAGAGAAAAGAAAAAUACACACUCGAAAAUUAUAUCUGUAAAUGGGCUAGGCCCUUUCAGAAGAAUAGAUCUAGACAUACUCCUGAAGUAUACAGUGGUUUUCUCAGUAGUUUUUUCCUUUUAGCGUAUCCCUGUGUUUAUGCAGUACUGUGUUAUCCCUCUAUGGCCAAGGUCACAAGCAUUUGUCUUCAGUGCCUUUUGACACCUAGCUGCACAGUUUCCUGGAUUAAAACCUCACUGUGUGCAACUGAUCGUAUUAACUGUGACUAGUAAUGUAAUAUAAUGUGGUUUUCCCCAUAGACCCUUGAACUCUUUGUACUUUAAUGCAUCUUGUAAUCCCUGCUUAUUAAUGUGCUAACAGUGUAAUGUUUUUUAUGGUGAAUUACUGCAGUGACUCACUUUUUUCUGCUGUUGUUGCUCAUCUACAUUGUUCAGAUGCUGCUAGCCUUGCUGUUUUUUUGUUGUAUGUUUGCCGUGAUUUAUCAUCAAAUGUUUUCACCAUGUUGCAUUUUGCAUUGUUUCGAUCCUGCAUUUGAGGUUGCAAUAGAAAAUAACUUUUAAUUGUUUGAUUGAAUCUCAAAACAACGCUGAUUUUGCUCCUUCCCCUCCGCAGUCCAAGCCUGUGGAGGACCCUGUGGCCAUCCUUCAGGCAGCGCACUCAGCUGCAGCUAAGGUCUGACCAUAACUACAGCUGAUUGUAGAUGUGGUUGUAUCCCCUCUCUGUGUUUCAGAGUGCCGUCUUUUGUGGUUGGUGUGUGCAAAGAAGUAAUAUCGAGGAGUAUAAACAUGAAAGCCCAGCUCUCAUUAUCCCUGUAGUACCAUAUACUAUACUUGUGCAUGCAUGCUGUUCCUACACUUAAACCAAGCAGAGAGAAGACAAAGCAUGUGCAGGAUUGUGCAGCUGACUUUUCAACUUUAUACAGUUUGAUAGAUUGUCUAAGUAUUAUUAUUUUUAUCACACUUGACUCGAUAAGACCAGAUCCCCUGAACUCCUAUAUUUAUGUAUCUAUGAUAUACCCGGUUUUAAAGAAAUACCCUGGUCUCAUCUCCUCACCUCUUUACCUGUUCAGUGCACUAUGUGAGCUCUAAAGUGUGUUUUAUGUUAACCUGUAGUUCUUCUGUGGAGGGCAUUGACUGCAUUUAUAUGGACGAUGUACCUUUACUUCCUUCUGUAGUAAAUAGUAAAGCUAAAAUACCAUUUGUUUUGGAGCCAAGGCGUGCACAGAAACAAUAUAACAGGUGGAGCUGCUGGAAUGAGCUCAUGCCCCUUCUGCUAAUCGAAAACACACAUGUAACUUACUGAUAAAACAGCGAAGACCCCUCUGGUCGGCACAGUCCACAACAAACUCAUGGUUGUGGAAAGUUACAUUACUGGCCCUCGCAUUUAACGCUGUCAGUUGCGACACAAGAUCUACGGGAGAAGAUAAGGGCCACAAGAAGAUAAAAAAAUAAUUACAGGAGGGAGAUUUUUUACAAUUUACAUUUCGACAUUAAAUUUGAAAUUUCGAUUAAAGUCGAAAUUUUUAAAAGUCAAAAUUUUGACUUUGUUAAUGUUGACUUUAAUCUCAGAAUUUUGACUUUUUGAUCCCAAAAUUAAUUUUUUUUAAUCUCGAAAUUUUGACAUUAUUCACGACAUUUUGACAUUUUGUAAUCUCGAAAUCUCAACUUUAAUCUUGAAAUUUAUAUUUUUGAUUGCGAAAUUUCAACUUCAUUGAUAUAAUUUCGAUUUUUUUAAAUCCCGAAAAUUUUGACUUUAAUCCAAAAUUUCAACUAUAAUCUCCUUCCUGUGAUAUACUUUUUUCUCUUCAUGUGGCCUUAAUCCUCUUUUGUACAGAUACUUUCUUUAAGGCAUUGAAUAAAACAAAAUUUGGUUUACUAAAAAACAACAUGCACACAAUAUAAUAAAAUAACAUGAAAUGAACUAAAAUGACAGCAAGCAUGUUAUAGAAAAGAUAAUUUGAGAUGUGUUUUAAAUUUCUAGUUUGACCCAUGUCUCAUUGUUAAUCAAAGUAAAAGUGGCUUUUAUCAAAGUGUUUUGGCCUCAAUAUCAGGGAGCGGUUGCGCCAUCCAUCUUCUCAUACAUGCUAUGAUAGUGGACAUAAAUACUUGAGGUCAAACAGGAAAACAUAGAAGCUCAUAUUCAUUCGUAGUUUUGUUUUAAAACAUGCUCUUCACUGCUUGAAUUUGUUCCCGUUUGUAUGUCUUGUGUUUGCUCCAAGAGGUGUUAUCUGUGGAAGUGCAUUUGAGAAAAUGUAUUUAAUCAUUUGUGCAAUCACUUAAUUGAUUGACUUUGUAAUAUGAAUUGCUUUUGUCUGUUUUUAUAGGGAAAGACUGAGGACCAGAUAACGGCAGAAAGAGCCUGGUACAACACAGAGAAAGUAUGGCUCGUUCACAAAGAUGGAUUUUCACUGGGUUAGUAAAAUGAUUGGUAUUUAGGCUGUGCAGCUGUGUCUGUUUCUGUUCAAUAAUAAAAGGUUAGCUUUUAAAGCUCAGAAAAUGCUUUGGAUGAUGUUAAUAUUACAAGAAUUCACCUGAUAAGACUCCUCCAUUUGACCUCGGGUUGUAUUAAUUAGACUGAGUGUUUUUUAAAACUCUGAAUGCUUAUUUAGUUUUAAUGCAGCUCAGGCAUUAUUAAACGUGAUGUACCUGCCGCACAUUAUCAGACUUGUAAGUCCAGAUGAAUCUUUUCUCUCGGGCUGAGAUCAUAUGUCAUGAUUUAUUAACUCCACACUCUGUGGUGAUGCACACAGCGACCCUCCUGAAGACGCAGGCAGGCAGCCUGCCAGAGGGGAAGGUGAAAAUCCGCCUGGAGAGUGAUGGAUCUUUAUUGGAAGUGGAUGAAGAUGAUGUUGAGAAGGUAUUUAAUCAUCCAAUCAACUCUGAAGCGCAUCAAUUACAGACAAUGCUCAGUAAGUGCAUGACCGUUUCUGACUUUGAACUGUAGGCAAACCCUCCGGUGUUUGACCGCGUAGAGGACCUGGCCUCUCUGCAGUAUUUGAAUGAGUCUAGUGUGAUGCACUCCCUGAGACAGCGCUACGGAGGUAACCUAGUGCACACCCACAGUGGGCCCAACAUGGUGGUUAUUAACCCCAUUAGUGCCCCCUCCAUGUACUCUGAGAAGGUAGGCUCCUGCCUGUGCAUAUAAUGACACCUCUCGUAUGUGAAAGCAGAGUACGGGGAUCAGAAUGAAGAUAAUUGAUGUUCAUAACCUCCUCUCUAUGAUAUUUCCCCCUCUUUGCUCCUCUUCUCUUCUCUUCUGUCUAGGUAAUGCAAAUGUUCAAAGGCUGCAGAAGAGAGGAAGCCGCCCCUCACAUUUACAGCAUGGCCCAGUCUGCCUACAGGAACCUAUUGACCACUAGACAAGAUCAGUCCAUUGUCCUGCUGGGCAAGAGUGGCAGUGGCAAGACCACCAACUGUCAGCACAUCAUUCAGUACCUGGUCACAAUCGCUGGCAGCACCAACAGAUCUUUCUCAUGUGGGUCGAGUAUUAAAGAUAAGAGGGUGUCUGCUGUUGCUGAUGUUUUGUUGAGGUCCUCCUGGUGUUACCUGUCUUUCCUCUUUGUUGUCUGUAGCAGAGAAAUGGCAGGCAGUCUACACUAUUUUGGAGGCUUUUGGGGAUGCCUCUACUUGUAUGAAUGGGAAUGCAAGUCGCUUCUCCCACAUUGUUUCCUUGGAUUUUGACCAGGCAGGCCUGGUGACAUCAGCCUCUAUUCAGGUACAAAUAAACACAUUUAUUAGUAAUCAGGGAUAAUCUGUACCAAUCUAUCAUGUCUCACUUGUGUAUGUUUGUUUAUUGUUAUUUUCUAUCAUUCUUAUGUCAUGCUCUGUUGUGUCUUCACAGACGAUGCUUCUGGAGAAGACGAGGGUGGCCAGAAGACCAGAGGGAGAGGCCACUUUCAAUAUCUUCUACUACUUAAUGGCUGGAGUGGACAGCUCUUUGAGGUUUGGACUAACUACACACUACACCACAGUUCCACAAUAGACUAUUAAGUUGACAUAUUGCAGUAAAAUACUGUAUUACUAAGUAUUCAAUGUGAUUUAUUGCUUUCAUUUCUCCAUCAGAACUGAGCUGCACCUGAACCACUUUGCAGAAAACCAUGCGUUUGGAAUCAUGCCACAGUUGAAGGUAAAUACUCGUUUCUCAUCGCUGGCCUUGUUUUGACCUGUUCCAGAAAUGGAAAUUAUCUUGAUGAAGAGAAGCUUUAUUUGUUUAAGAGUAACAGUUUUGGGUUUCAUGUGGAGGUGCAUUUCUUAAUUACUGAAAAGAGGAAGAAAAUAUCCGUCCUUUUCAUCCUCUUUUGUGUCAUCCUACUCGCUAAGAAGUACUUAAAGUAGGUAAUUCCAAACUUUUUUGGCACUGUUUUAGCAAUGCCACCAAAACUGGCAAAUCGGUAACCAUUGUUGCAUUUGUUCCAUGUUCCUGUUUAUUUGUGGUUAGGUUGAACAAGUGGCCCCAAACAUCCCUCUCCCCAGUGGGAGUUUCCUAAGUAGGAUGAAGAAUUAGGGUCACAUUAAGAAAAAAAAAAUGAAGACCUUCAGAUUAAAGUUAUUAAUUUACGAGAAUAAAGUCAUUACUAACGAGAAUUAAGUCCUAAUAAAAUAGUUACAAGAAUAAAGUCGUAGUAAAGUAAUCACGUACGAGAGUAAAGUCAGAAUAAAGUCCUUAUAUUCUAACUUGUUGUUUAAGAUGACAGUUGUUGAAAUGAGAGUCAUGGAGUAUUUUGUGAAAAUGUACUUCAAAAUAGUUCCUCAAACAAGGAGAUACUUCUUUUGGCACAUCAGCUCCACAUUAUCAUAAUGAUUUUAUUAGGAUUUUAUUCUUGUAACUAAUGAUUUUAGUAUGACUUUAUUCUCGUAAGUAAUGAUUUUAUUCUUGUAAAUUCACGACUUUAAUCUCGAAGUCUAUUUUUUUUUCUUAAUGUGGCCCUAAUUCUCCGUCAUACUGAGGCAUCCCUCUUUGCUGUCUGUGAAACACCAAACAACAGUUGUUUAUAAAGUGGUCAGCAUUGUUUGUUCAUACUAGUGCUCACCUACUCACACAUACAGUAGGAGAGUGCCAUAAUGAAUUACAAGAAUUAACAUAAGACCAAGAUGGGGUCUAUGUUGUCACCAGUUGCGGUAUUAUUAAGUAAAAUUUGGCCUUUGUUGAAAUCUGUAAAUGGCUAUAUUCGUACUUUAAACACGCCUCUAACCCUAAUAUUCAUUCAAUCCAGAGAUCUGGUUAGGAAGAUGCUCUCAGUCUUACUGAUGAAAAUUCAACCUGUCAUUCAACAAGCUGGUCUUUAAGGCCUCUUACAGCCGUUUGUAGCAGGAAAAUGAAUUUUAUUUCACUGUAUAUGUUAUCCUCCAGCCUGAAGAUAAACAGCGGGCCUCCCAGCAGUUUUCUAAGCUGCAGGCAGCCAUGAGGGUUCUCGGGAUCAGCAGUGACGAGCAGAGGGCCUUCUGGCUCGUCCUCGGGGCCAUCUACCAUCUGGGGGCUGCAGGAGCUACCAAAGGUGGGUGUUACUUACCAAAUAGAUUUAAAGUCUGCAGCUUUAAAACUUAGUAAUUUUAUACUGUAAGAGCGACAAAGACAGAGAAGGUUUUCAUUCAUGUAUUCACUCAACAGAGUCUGAUGAAAAAGUUCAAACAGUCAUAGAGGAGCCUUUUAGAGCUCUAUAUGUGAUCUAGAAAUCUAAAAUCUGUAUAAUCUUACUGUCAGUAACAUCUUGAAUCUGAUGUAAUACGACUGUAAUACAGCUGCUUGAAUAAUGCAUUUGCACUUAAAAGAUGUCUAACAGUGCACUGGCUGCUAUAUUGUUUUACACUGACGCUGAUUAAAAGAUGAAUCAGAAAUCUAAGCAGCAAAAAAAUGGUUAACAAUAUCUGAUGAUAUCCAGAUGAAAUGUCAUUGCAAAAAAUGUUUUCCUUCACAAAUGAUAUGAACUUAAAACAAUACGAGCAAUUAAUGUAGUCACUUUAGGCUCCAUAGUUUCAUCAGAUGCUCACGUGCAAAAUAAGAAAUGACACAUUAUUCUCUGUCAGAUCAAGCUCUUUGUGACGUUAAUUCUAAUUUUAAUAAUAUCAAACUAAAGCUACAUAAAGCUCAUUGUAUCUGCUGAAUUCACUGGCAAACUGGCAGAGCCGUAAAAGUCAGGAGACGCUGUUGCAGCUGGAGGACAAAAACCCAGCCGUCUGUUUUUGAACGCUUACUUUGACAAACAUUUUAUCUUGUCAUAAGAAUUCGUCAGCGCUCUAAUGGGAACAGCAGUCCUCUUUAACCGGAUGAUUUUCUGCUGUCUCCUUUGAAGCUGUUUGUCUGAUGAAAUCUAAAGUAAGACAGUUUGAUUGUUGUUUUUGUUCUGGAGUAUAAGAUCUUCCUCCCACUGCAUUUGACUUUCAUUUUAAAAUUAGAUAUCUGCCGUUUUAAUAAAGACUAGGGCUGUCAAAUUCAAUUUUCAACACUGGGGGAGGUUACUAUUAGUCAUAUUUUGCAUUAAGUGUAAAAGGCUUCUGCUUAUAGACACCUUUAAUUGAAUUCUCUUUAUAGUAUAUAUCUUUUGAAGCGUGACAUCUGACUAUCAUUUUUUUUUUAGAGUUUUAGAGUUAAACUAGGACACUUAAUGAUGUUGUCACUCAAAGUUUCUGACUUUCUAUGUAAAUUUAAGUAUAUCUGAGUUAAAUCCAACACAAUAAUUAUAGACAAUGUAUUGAAGCAAAAACUCUGCAUAUUGUGCUUCUAAUGUACUUUGGUUCUGUCCUUAUUCUCUGUCUGCACUGCAACUGACUGACAGUCAUUGAUGCUGAAUUGUUAGGCUGCCAAUCUUUUUGACAUUCAUUUAUUACCAUUUAGAAACUGUUUAAAAAAAUCAGCAGUAAAAAAUUUUCCCUUUCUACAGUUUUUAGGGGAAUUUAGACACUGAGGAACUGGGGGAUUCAUGCCCUCCCAUGUUGAACACACAGUUUUUCUUGAGAUGGAACAAAAGUUUGAUUUCUCUCAGUCUUAGAAAAAAAGUUGGUUUGGUCAUGUUUGUGUUUAAUUGUUCCUCGUCUGCUUUAGUUGAAGAUUUGAUCAUCAAGUUCAAGUACCUUAUGCCCACAGACACUGCAGCUCCAUAGCUCCACACAAGAGGGCAGCACUGAUCUCUAAUCCAGAAUAAGAAAUUAAACCACUGAAAUGCAGUUGCUUUUCUCCCUGUACUGUUCUGCAAACACAUAAAUAAGUUCAGCGUAGGCUGAUAAAUGAGUCUGAAUACUAGAAGAUAAAACUAGAGGAGCUAUUUUGAUUUUGAAGAGCCUUUUUCUCUCUGAAGUGUUUGAUUUUACUCUAUCAUAUUAGCAAACCCCAUCUCCUCUUUGUGAAGUUUAGAAAGAUUUGAAUUUAAAAUACUUACUUUGGCAUCAAAUCUUCCUCAGAGCAAAUAUUGAAAUGUCUUAACUUGUCUGAACAACCAUGCGGCUUAUCAUCACCAAAAGAUUGCAUUGAUGAAACAGACACAACCCACCACUCUCUGUGUGAAAUCCCCCAACGUCUCUUUUAAGUCUGAGAAGAUAACACUCCAUGGUGGAUUACAGCUCAAGUUUGCACUCGUAUCUGCAUGUUUCCAUCAGUCGCACACCAGAUUAAAAAGAAACUUGAGUUUCCUAACAGAUGUCUUUGUGAAAAUAAAUGAAUUGAGUCCGCUAAUGAUAAGUGUUGCUUUCAUUCUUGAGGCGAUAAAAGUGGCUAUUAUCACUUCAACGUGGGACAAUAGUUGUAAGAGCUUGCGGAUAUGCCUUUUUUUUUCCAACUGUAGUUAAGUAUGUUCAAGCUGCCAUCACUUUGAGCAUGCUUUUAGUGCUUGUUCCCACCAGCUGUGUCAGUGUCAGCUUGACCAUAGACAUAAUCCUACCCUGUCACAGAGGAAGGAUUGUCACAAAGCUACUAGUCUAGCCAUGUGCCCGGAGGUGGCUGGCAGAAGGGACUAAUGGAGGUUUUCAUGCACGUGUCUCAGCUGGCAGGAAACAAUUUGCACGUCAUGAGUGGGCCCAGAAGGCUGCCUACCUGCUGGGCUGCACCCUGGAGGAGCUCUCCUCCUCCAUCUUCAAGCACCAGGCCAAGGGCACCCUGCCCAGAGUCGGCAGCGUGCGCCAGGCUUCUGACGAAAACGGCACAGCAGAUGCAGGUACUCCACAGACCACAUUUACAAACACACACUCUCUCCACUUCAUUCCUCACAGCCCCUUUCCUCCCCCUCCUCCCUUUCUCUCUUCCUCUUUGUCACUACACACACACACACACACACACACACACACAUGCAUACGCCUCGGCUCAUCACCUGAGGGAAAUUGCAUGCUGCAGAGAAAGUAAAGCUUAUCUUAGUAAUGAAUACCACAGCUUUACAAUGGCUAUUGACAGAUAAGUACACACACUAUGUCGGGACAAGCCAUUUUGGAUCCUCUCCUCGCUCAUUGUCCUUGAAAUCAUAAUUGCCUCACAUUGAUUUUCCUACAUAUGCACGUCCUCUGACUUCCAUCAGGACUGCAGCACACUUUGAAGGGCGUGAGGUGGCAGUUAAAAGUCAGCCACAGCGGGAACGGACAGGAUUCACCUCUGUUUCACCUUUCCUGUGUUUCCCCGCCUUUUACACACGCUUAUACAGUCAGAUGCACACAUGCAAAUACCCCUCAGGCACAGCAAAUUCACUGUUUGUGUAACACAGGGAUGAAUUAUGAGAGCUUAACAGGUGGCUAUUGCCUGAGUCCUUAAUGACAGGUUUUUACCAAAACAAUAGCAGGCCGACACUGAAUACUUGGGCCAUAAUAUGCAAAAAUAUGAAACUAUUGUACUUCCUUUAGUUACUUCCAAAGUUUUAUUUUAGCAUUUAUAGCUCCAAACACUUUUCCUUCUUGUUCAAGUGCUUUUCUUGUUAUUUCUUGUGGUUUUUUUUUAUUGUUUUUGUUUUUCUACUUUUCAUACCAGGUGCAAAAGCAACUGCAAUGGAGGGUUUGGAAGCCAUGGCAUCUGGGCUUUACUCUGAGCUUUUCACAAUCCUCGUUUCUUUAAUAAACCGGUUAGUAUUUCAGAUCCAGCACUCAAGUAAAACUUCAGCUUGUGCAUCAUUUCAAAUCAUGUCUUUAAUCCAGUUUGACAGAUUUCACAUUUUUGUAAAUUUUGGCAUUUUUAAUUUGAACGUUAUGUCAACAAAGUUUGAGGAGGUUAUCCAAGCUGGUGCAAAGAGUGUUGGUUACAAGUUGAAGCGAACCAGAAGCUCUGGUAACCUUUAGACUUAGGUUAUAUUUUUAGAAUAAAAUUAGGACCAUUUGCUGUGAGGAGUUAAUGUAAGGGUAUGUAGGAGAGAGCUAAGGUUAAAGCUAAGGUUAUAUGCACCGAAUGUAAUCGAUAAAAAUGUUGCCUUAAGUAACAAAGUGCUAAUGUUUAUGUGUAUGUGUGCCCCAGGGCCUUGAAAUCCAGCCAGCAUUCCCUUUGCUCUCUGCUCAUCGUGGACACACCGGGCUUUCAGAACCCGCGCCUUGCUAAGCGUGAGUGCGGUGCAACCUUUGAGGACCUAUGUCAUAACUACACUCAAGAACGCCUGCACGGCCUCUUCUACCAGCGUACCUUUGUGCAAGAGCUGGAGAGAUACAAAGAGGUACAAACACGCAAAUAGCCGUGCAAUCUCACUGUCUGUUUCCCCCCUUUACCUCCUUCUCCCUCUCUUUUUUUCGUCUGCUGCUUUCCCCUCCGAUAUGUCAGCUCCAAUAGUGUAUGUUUUUACACUACAGAUACUUUAUCCCUCCCACCUGUCAUGAGCUGUGACAGGUCAAGUGCACAUGUUAGAGCCUCUCAUUAGAGAUGCCAGUCUUCACCUCUUCUGUAGAGAUCAAAGGGAAGUCACUCACAACUGCUUUUGGGAGACACACCCGGCUGCACAGCAAAGGAACUAUUUUUUAUCUGUCUGCCUUUGAUUUUUUUUUUUUACUAAGAGUGCACUAGCACAAAAACUCAACACUGUAGCCAUCCCUUAUAAAUUAAGAUAUUUAGCCCAAAUUUUACUAUUACUAAUUUGGUAACACUUUAUUAGACGCCUAUCGCCAUAACGCAUUAUAAGUAUAUGAAUAAUGCAUUAUAAUCAGGUUAUAGCACUGUAUAACUAUAGUAAUAAAUACUCAUAAAUGAUCAUAAUGCUUUAUGGCAAUAAUCAUAACACAUUAUGAAGCAUUUUAUCAUGACUUACAAGGUCAGGUAUUAUAAUGUGUUAUAGCUGUUAACAACAAUUGCAUUGCAUCAUCAAUGUAGGCAUUGUCAGUGAGUUGUUAACAGUUAUAACACAUUAUAAUACCUGACCUUGUAAGUCAUGAUAAAAUGCUUUAUAAUGUGUUAUGAUUAUUGUUAUAAAGAAUUGUGAUCAUUUAUGAGUGUUUAUAACUAUAGUUAUACAGUGCUAUAACAUGAUUAUAAUGCAUUAUAUUAUAUAUAUUUAUAAUGUGUUUUAGAGAUAGGCAUCAAAUACAGUGUUGAUUACAUUAUCCUUCUUAUUUAAAAUCGAGCUGGUUGCACCAUGACACUAGACAGAAAUCCUGAUAAUAUUACUUGUGAUGCUGUGGAUUUCCCACCCACAUUCCCUGCCCAGGAAAAUAAAGUAUUGCAUAAAUGAAGGUGGUGUAAUUUUCACUUGCCUGACUUGAAGUAUAGUGAUGUGUGAAGCUGUAAUUUAAAACUGGGUUAAACUCAUUUUAAAUGAUUCACAGUGUCUACGAUAGCAGUGACAGGUGGGCUGAAGUUGAUUACACACUACAAGAAUAUACUAUAGUUAUGACUUUGAUGAAGCUGUGUGGAUGAAUUUUCUAGUCUGAGAACAAAAAUCAUUUAGGCCUCUUCACACACAGUCAACUCCAACACUGGCAUCUGUCACGGCCAUACUAUUAGCCCUGCCAGCAUUUCCCCACAUUUUUACUGCUGCCUGCUCUCUGUCACUGUGAGCUUUUUGUUCUGGUGAAGGUAAUUUGGAAAAUUUAUUUCUGCUUUUUCCCAGAGAUGUUAUUUUGUGCAACAUUAAUGAAAUGUUUGGAGACUUCAUAUACCUACAGGAAAAAAAAAACAGUCCUCACAAAUGUCAAAUGUUGUUGUUAAUAUAAUAGAGUUGUUCUGGCCUUUCGAUGUCCGACAUCUAAUCCAUCAUUUUUUCCAUUUCAAUAUCCAUAAAAAUUGUCUGCCUGCAACUUCACUUGAUAUUCUACGAUAAAAAGGUUCAGGAUUUUUAAACAACUUGGAUGAUUGACAUGUUGUUUUUAUUAGGAUCCAGCAGACUCCAUUAGAUUCAUCAGAAAUAUUGCAAGAACACAGAAGACUGCAGGUGGUGAUAGUGGUAAACUAGUUAAGAAAUAACCAUUCCUUAUAAAAUAUUCAAAAUUAUGACCGAAGUGUAUAAUGUUAUCUGCUUCACCUUGUUCCAUUUCCCAUCAUCUGCAUAAUAAUUUCAUGAAUAUUAGCUUCCCCUUGAUUAAACACAUUUAUGUCCAGAGAAAGAUAUUAACCCGCUGCUUUAACCUCCCUGGCACCGUGUCGCUACUUUGAUUUCUAAAAAACGUUGUUCCUUUUUUAUUAGCUUUUUAAAAACAGCUGUUUCCUGUAAGAAGUUGUGCUUCUUCUAAGUUGUAUCAUCACAAAUCUUUAAACACUCUGCCAAUCUGCUUAUCUCCCCUUAGGAGAACAUCGAGCUUGCUUUAGAUGACACAGAGCCCAGCUCAUCUCUGUCUGUAGCAGUAGUAGACCAAGCCUCAAGCCAAGCUCUGGUAAGUGUGUCUGACGCCUUUAUUUCUCUUUCUAGUUUCUUGAUGUUUCCAUAUAUAAAGCUUGUGUUUGUUUAAUGACUUGUCUCUGAUCUUUAGGGACCUCUUUUCUUCUUUUCCAACCAUGAAUAACAUAUUUUGGCCUCAGAAGUUCUCUUUGUUUGACUUCUUAAAUAUUGAAAGGUGUUGCUUGGCAGAGGCUGGAAAGAGAGGGUUGGAGCUGGAAAAGAAAGGUUAGAGAAUUGACUCUGAGAAGAAAGAUCGAUGUUUGGCCUUUGCAGCCUCAGAUCUGCACCAUGGAAACAGACGUAGCAGAGUUUACAGAGUCAUAGAUCUUUUUUGCUCGAACUCCAGUGGGUUUGGUUUGAGUGCUUUACUUUUUAAGGGGUCCUAUGCUCUAAUGGGAACGUCAUCAGAAGCAGUGAGCUGUAGUACAUCACACCACAAGCCAAAAGGGGGAUCAAAACAGGGUUAUUUCAAAGUCAUUUCUUAAGUCAACUUUAGACAUUAUGAUGAAAGAUCUCUUUUUCACUUCUUUGUAUUUUUCUUCUGUUGCAGCUCUAUCACAAACAGCCCUAAUGCUCAAUUCAUUGCAAGCCACAUGGUUGUCAUAUAUCUCCUUUUCUGUGUUGUAUUUGAAGCCGGUGUCAUGUGCUCAGCUGAUAAGGAUGUCUCGGGUGCCACUUCCUGAUAGCAGCUGAAACACUUUUUGAUUUUGUGUGUUUGGUCCCCUUCGCUCUCGGGAUGUUCGCCAUGCCAACCAAACUGGCAUCCUCUAUGUGCUGAUUAUUCUCCUAUAGGGCUUGUUGUCCUCUACGAAACAUUCAUCUAAAACUCUUUGUGCAUCAUUCAAACUUUUAGACCUGUUAAGGACACUCCUCUACAGUCCAAUAACAAAGUCAGCUUUUUAAUUCAUUCAAGCAAAUGUGAGUCAGACUGCACCUUCUGUUUUUUCCAAAUUCUCCUGAUUGAAGAAAAUAACCUUCCUCAAACACUUCCUCCAAUGCCAUCAACGCUGGAGCGGGUUUUAUUUUCUCCUCUUUGUUCAGACUGUUUGUAGUACUAAUUGUAUUACUUUUUAAUCCCUUUUCCCUCGCAACUUCUCUUUGUUUCCUUCCCGGUUGUAUAGAAAAGCUAAACUGAUGGUGCCAUUAUCGUAGUUACUGCUGGAGGCAGCAGAAACCCGUAAUGCUUCUGAAACUUUAAUUUCUGAUCCCGGUCUUACCAUCAGGCUCUUGACAGCCAGCUUGCACUUAGAGACAUAGUGCAUAGUAAUUUUACUGACAUUUAGGAGAAAGAAAUAUUGAAGGAAGCAAUGGCUUUAAGGGCCAGCACUCAGCGCAUGUAGGAUCACUUUCUGGAGUUUUUAUUAGAAGCAGUAGCUGUUUUCCUUAGUGUCAGGGAGGUACAUAACUAGGAAAGGCUGAAAUAUUAUCUUAUUCAUCAAUGUGUUUCCAUGUAAUAGCUUAUGCAAGCUAAAUGUCCUUGUUGCAAGGUGUUUUGCCACUAAUGAAUGAGAUACUGCUCAUAAAGCACAAGUAAACAGGAUGAAAUAGGUAAAUUGGAAAGAAAGCUGAAGACAAAGUGAUGAGAGAAAUCUCUGGUGAAUUUUUGUUGUUUCCUCCGAAGUAUUAACAUUCCUGAAGGUGAAGCACGACAUUUAAUGAUCUCACUGGGAUUAGGGAGCGUUUGACCUUUGUGCGUGUGUGUUUAAGUGUGUAAACGUGUUUAUCGGACAGGUACGGACGGUGCGAACAGAUGAGGCACGGGGCCUGUUGUGGCUGAUGGAGGAGGAGGCGCUGCAGCCCGGAGGUUCAGAGGAGACCCUGCUGGGACGGCUCUUUAGCUACUAUGGACCUGCUGAGGGCGAGAGUAAAGGCAAGGAAAAGACACACAAACACGCACACACAUUUAUACCUACACACACAACCCAGAUCUGAAACCAUAACAAAGCAUAAGUAUUCUAUUUCCCCUGAUAACAGACUGCAUUUGGUGAAAUGGACUUGAAAUCAAAAACUUAAGGUGUAUAUUUUUCAGCGAGUGUGCUGGUAUGAAUGUUAAAUCUAGAUUUAGUUUAUUUCAUAUUAAAGUUCAUAUUGUGAAUACUAGGGAUGGGAGAAAAAAUCAAUACGGCAUAGUAUCGCAAUAUUUUGUCUGGUGAUAUAGCGUCUCAUUUAGUGAGUAUCGAUUUUUUAAAUUAAUUGCUAAUAUGGAGUCAAAUCUAUGAUAAUGGAAAAAUAAAAUGAACUGUUUGUCCAGUGAGGUUGGCAGAGGUAACAUAAUAAAGCAGGAGAAAGUUAGUACAACAACGAUAUAUAAGGUUUGCAAGAUGUGCUACAUGAAAUUAAAAUAAAGCUUAAAUGAGACAAACAUAAGGGAAAGCCAAAUGCUAAAUUAGCUAAACAGUUUAAAAAAUUGUAUACAUCGUAAUAUAUUGCAUCGCAAUACUCACUAUAUUGCAAAAUGUUAAAGAUGGCAAUAAUAUCGUAAAGUAUCAUGAUAAUAUCGUAUCGUGGGGCCACUAGUGAUUCCCACCCCGAGUAAAUGCACACACCAGGUAUGAAGUUUCACAUCUAUUGCUGUUUCAUGAAAUAAUACUGUAUGUGUUAUAAACAACUUCUCUUUAAAUCUUUAUAAACUGUACCACAUUGAGGAGAAUGGCCCGCUAUUAUAGAUGCAAUAGAGUAUACACAGAGCUUGAUCUACCAGAGCAUUAAAUAGUAAACAAAUUACAGAGACCAUUUCAAUCCAUCUAAGGUUAGUUGACCUUACUUUAGCUAACACAUAAAGGUAAUUUUAUCGAGUGUGCACAAAACCUUGUGGUACAAAACAUGAAAUUGAAUAACUAAAGCGAUGAAAUCCUUAUGCAUUGUUGGUAACACUAACAAUGUUGCCUGCCAAGGUUACAGCUUAGAGAAAGAUCCUUUACAAAACUCAAAACUCCUCUUGAAGAAAAAUGAAGAUCAAAGUUUCCUUAAGGCAUUCAUGCUUUUCUGUUCAGUUCUUCAGUCCACAUGUCCAUGUGUGACCUCUCACACCAUGCUUUCAUAGUUAUUUGCAGCACAGGACAGUAUGAGGGUUUUGAAAAUUACCUACUAACCUGAGACUCAAUGGACCGCAAACAAUAGUGAUAGAAACAGGCUGUGUAGUUGUCACUGUAUCAGUAAUUUCAACAAGCUUUAUUUAAAGCAGCUGGUACAUUUGAGAGCAACUAAGCUAAGAUGGACCAGCUUUCUCUGAUAAAACCUUCAUGCAGACUCCACAGAUUCAACCUAAUAGCUAACUUUCAUUGUUAAUAUUUUUUUAACCGUGAUUUCCUUUUUAGCUAAAAAUGAAACUAAGACAGAUUCAAGAGCACUCUCAAUCACACUUGAGGAGAGACAUGCCAGCAGAAAAUGAUGGUUAUUGUGUUUUUCUUUAUUUUGCACAAGUUUAUUCUUGAAUAACAUAGAUAAAUACAUAAUUUAGCUGUAGUGAGAUUUGAUAUGAUUUUCCCAUGUUCUAGCUAGACUACAAAAACAAGAUUCUGAGUAUAAACUCAGCACUUUAGAACAGUAUUUUGAUUAGUAUUGAGAAGAAAACACAAGAGUCUCCAUGUGACAAAGCUGGCACACAUUUCUUUGCUUUCAAAAACACAUUCUGCUUUCAAAAUAAUUGUAAUAUUAAACUGUAGUGAUUCUGAAAAAGCAGCAUCUGGUUCAAACUUUAUGCUCCUUAUUUUCUAAGUAAUAUCAUCCAAUCUAUUACUUUGUUGUGUACAUAUUUUAUAUCCAUCGCGGCUGUGUAUGCUGCUAAUAAAUCCAGCAGCUCCACUUGCAUAUUUCAGUGAUGCCAAAGUUUUUCUUUGUUUUUCUCACGUUUAGAGCCCACUGAGCAUUUUUGAAUUUCCAUUUUGGCAUCACCAACUUCUCUAAUCUGUCACAAAUCCUGCGUGACUUCAGUGUGUGCGCAUGGCACCCUCUAAAAGCAUUGUGGGGAAAUUUACCUGUGCUUAUUGUUAAUGUCAUUUAAGAGCUGGUGCUAACACUGCUCCAGUUCAAAGGUCACGAAUCUGCCCUCUGCUUGUGAAUUUGGCUGAUUUUCCUUUUGGGAUCUGGUGAUUUUGGUUGACUCAGUUGAUCAGUAAAACAGCUCGAGAUAUCUCAUACUACCUCUAACAUGUCCACCAGGUCACACUUUCCUCUUGAAGGGUGAAAAGGACAACCAUUUCCUCCUGGGCCACAGUCACGGGACUGACUGGGUGGAGUACAAUGCCCGUAGCUGGCUGAAUUACGCUAAGCAGAAUCCUGCUUCUACAAACGCUGCAUUCCUCCUGCAGGACUCCCAAAAGUAAAGACCUAUCUGCUUGCAUGCGUCUUUGAGUGGUUAUUCCAUAAUAACUAUCACUUAAGUGAAGUUUUCAACAUUUUAAGGCUGAAUUGGUGUUUCUUUUGUAGGAAGAUCAUCAGCUCGUUGUUCAUGAGCAGGGCUGGUGGAGGCACAGCCCUUACAGGAUCCAUUGCAGGUCUUGAAGGUGUUUCGCAGCUCUCCUUGCGGCGGGCCACCAGCAUGAGGAAGACCUUCACUACUGGGGUGGCUGCUAUCAAGAAGAAGUCUUUGUGCAUUCAGAUCAAGCUUCAAGUGGUGAGAGGAAAAGAUGAAACCAAGCACUCAAUCAAACUUUGAUUUUUUAAUAUUUUUGUGUCGACUGCGACGUUCCAAAAUGUGCCAACUUCACUGUGAAUCAACAGAUCCACCUUUUUACAAUCAUGGCUCCUGUUUGGUUUAUUAACAGAGCAUUUCACACCUGUUAUGAAACGACUUGGCAGACUGAUGUGAUGAAGAUAACAGAGCUCAUAGUGAAAUAUUAGCCCACUUUGGUACAGUCACAAAUUGCUUAAUGCAGCUUUAAAGAAAAUAAAUUGAGAUGAAAGCCAGUAAUUUGGCUGCAGUCAGAGUUGGACUUGAAAUUGAACUAGGCUCUGUGUGAGUCUUUCAUGAAAUCAUUUGUGCAAUUAUUUGCUUUUAAAGCUUUCACUGACAGAACAUAGUCAUUGGCUGAUUCAGUUUCUGAAGUUCACCGUUCUGCUGGACUUUGGUUGAACAUGAAAUAUUAUUACUUUUUGGUAGGGGUGUCCCGAUACAACUUUUUGACUUCUAAUACCAUACCGAUAUUUUACCCUUCAGUCUUGACCGAUAUCGAUAUUGAUCUGAUAUUGGCACAAAUUGUGCACAAAAUUGUCACUCAGCUGCAAUGUCUUUUUCGGGGUUAAACAAAAAUACUGCCACAAGGCCAACAUCACUCUUACUCCUUUCUACUUUGUUAGUACCGUAGUACACACUAAUGUAGUGAUUUUGUGGGCUCAGCUUGCUGGAUCAGGCCGCUGCUAGAUAAAGGUGCCAGAAUGUAGACUGGAAAGGACUGAUAUUGGAGAUUUUAGAUGCAGGCCAAUAUAAUCCGCUAUUCGUUUUUUUUUGCUGAUAUUGGACCAAUAUCCGGUAUCCCGAUAUCAAUAUCGUAUUGGGACACCCCUAGUAUUUGGUAUUGUGUUUUAGGUUUUCAUUCACAUGGAUUAUGAUCAUGUUGGAGAAUGAUAACAACAUUACCAAGAAUAUUAAGAAUAAAGGCAGGGGAUACGAAUCAUGAUCCAGCAUUCACAGUCAACAUAUAAAUGUAUAUAAAAAAUACAGUUUUACAAAAAAAACAGUAUGACAGCAUGACUGAGCUGUACGGUUUUCUGCAGAAUUAAGUAAAAUACAUAACAAGAAAUGUGCAGACGGUCAGAGUAUAAAGAAUGAAUAAGUUUAAAGGGUUAAAGAUGGAAAUAUACAGCUGGAUGUGCACAUGUGUAGCUCCUAAGAACUUCUCAGAAGGUUGUUGCUGCCCCAACCAUGACUAUAAAUCAAGCUGGUAAAAGGAAACAGAAACUUGUACCAGGGGUUAAAAAACCAAGGUGUUCAUGUAGCAGAAAACAAAUUAUUGUAUAACGAACAACAGAAAAAUAUAGCAACAAACAUCACUUAUAAAUACAUGAGGUUAAGCAGCAGGGAGCAGAACUGGCCUGCUUAAGUAAUCCACAUUAAGCUUUACAGUACAGAGUGUAUGUUCAUAAGUGCUUGGUAAAAGCACCAUUAAGAAUGAAUGUGGUUUCAUUUACCUUAGAUAUGCUUGUUAAUUCAGGACUGUGAGGUGCAAAGGAUUUUGCUGUUUUGGUGCCAAAGUUAAUGAUUGCACAAAAAUGUGUAUGUGGAUAAUACUCAAUGACUUAUCCCUGCCAGAGUCCCUAACCCUGCUCUGUUAUUCUCAGGACGCUCUCCUUGAUAUGGUGCGGAGGUCCAGGACUCACUUUGUUCACUGCAUUUUGCCCAAGGCUGAUGCCCUUAAGGCUCUUAGUGGAUCCCUGUUCAAAGCAGGGGAAUGUGAGGCUCAGGGGGAGACUGGAGAUCCAGGCUUGAUGCAGCUGGAUGUAGCCUUGCUUCGUGCUCAGCUCCGAGGCUCAAAGCUGCUCGAUGCUCUCCGUAUCUACAGGCAAGGUGAGGCAGCUGCUUAAGCCUCAGACUAAUAAAGGGCAAAGACACACAGACCUCAAGUGUGUCUGAAAAUUUGAAUCUAAAAGUUUUUUUUCAGGUAUUUGUUCAUUUAAAAGUCUCCUUCAUUUUUCCACCAUUCAAAUAAAUGAUGUAACUUAACACUGACCUUCACAGGUUACCCCGAUCACAUGGUGUUCUCUGAGUUUCGACGGCGCUUUGAUGUGCUGGCACCGCACCUCACCAAGAAGCACGGGAGGAAUUACAUUGUGAAGGACGAGAAGAGAGUAAGUCAAUCAGCCAGAGAGGAAAAUGUACGGCCCCGCCAGUUGCCAGGCAAGCACAGUGAAGAUUAAUGUUGUGAGGAGGCAGCUUCAUUACAUCUGCCCCUGGUUUGUCAGCAGCCAACUGACAGAGGGAUAAACUGUCAUCAGUCAGAGCCUUUGUAAUGAUCUAAUCAACUUAACCUUAUCAAUAUCAUGCCUGUUAAAGAGGCGGAUCAGCAUUUUGGCUUAAAGAGCUUAUCAUCUUUUGUAAUGCAGGAACUAGCUGUCAAGGUUUUUUUUCCCCUUGCUUUGACUGUGCUGAUGUUUUACCCCUUAAGUGCUUCUGUUGCAGAUUUGAGGCUGUAUGUGUGUGUCUAUCGCCUCAGAAAGGAACAAAACGGAUAAUUAUCACUUUAUGAGGUGUGGAAUUUUUUUUAACUACUUAACAUUUCUGUUGUUACACUCCAAGGACUAUCAUGUAAAAAGAAGCAUCUUUAGUGUCAUAUUAUAGGGUUUAUCUUGUUUUUUUCUUCCAUGAUGACAUAACUUCACACAGCAGGUGUAAUCACAAAGCAUUUGGACUUCAUGUCAUCCAGCUGCAACAAGCUGUUAUGUUGUAGCUUGUAUCCAUGGAUGCUUUGGCCUUUAUAUCACUAGAAACCGAGACAAAAUACAUAAAUUCAUAUAUCUAUAUUUAUGAACCGUACAUCUUGAAGAUCAGUUCCGGUUCUGCACCCAUGUGACUUUAAACACAGAUUCAGAAAUAGCAGGCUUACUCACUCAAGGUAAUUUCAGAUACUAUUAAAGAUAUGCACAAUAUACAACACAGUGUUCACAAAAGUGAAUUCAAAAAGAAAUACUAUAAAUAUAUAUACAUAAAAUGCAGUAUCAACGCAAACGAUUUCUCGCUUAGAGCAGUUGAAUCACAACAAAGAAGAAUGCACUGAUUCUUACAAUAAUAACAAUACUCUAGAGUUUUUUUUUAAUUAAUACCUCUAAAUUUUUUAAGUGCCACUCUGACACAGUAGAUGAGAUGAACACUGAGGUGGAAAAUAAAAAGGAUUUUGUCCCAAUAAAGUAUUUCUUUUAAUAGCCGUGAACACUUGGUAUACAAUAUUUAACUUAAAGCAACUGUUGGGAUCUUCAGUUUGGAUUUGGCGCCUCCUGUGGACAAAGUACAUUAUACCCACUGAGCGAUUGACGGCCAUUAGACGUCUAGUUUUUCUUAGACCUAACUUUAACUGUCUAGAUUCUGUGUAUUUUUUAGAUGGAAUUUAGACGUUGCACUGUAACCCAUUAUUUGAUAACUAUUUAUUUCAAAAAGCAACUGUGAGUUGCAUAACUAAUCUUCAAGUACUUAACAAAAAUAAUUGUGAUAGCCGUUGAGCAAUAUACAGUGUAGUAAAGAUAUAGCCCAGAUUUAGACUUGGUCUAAACUUGGUCUAAAUUUAGACGUCUAAAAAACUUAGACCUGUGGUAGCCUGAUUUUAGACCAGUCAUCUAGGCUACAUUUAGACUUCUAUGAGACCUCCUUUAGACUAAGAAAUGCUCAGUGGGUAUGAGGUCCCUUCAAGAGCACAGGAGAUUCUGGUUUGGUUAUCUUUAAGUCUGUUUCUGAAUCAGGUUAAUGCUAUCCCGAAAAAUCAGAGAAUGGCCUAAAACAUUUGAUAACCUCUCGGACAGCAACAAAUAGUGGAUUCAAUCUUUUGCAUCAUUUAGAUUAAACAGUUUUAACAACUGUAGGCGGGACAUUAUUACACAGCCAAGAGUGGAGACUUCAGGCAGAGAGAGGCGGCUGUGUAAAAGCUGAACAAACGCGUUUUAAAAUAAACUUACUUUAUGGGCUAACGGUGGAAAAAACAGCUGAUGAGUAUUGCAAAAAUGCUGAAUAUCGGCCAAUAUUAUUGGUCGAUCCUUAGUUAAAACUAUUGUGAAUAUUAAAAGAGGCUUGUUGUUUUAAAGUCAAUUAUUAUUAUUUUUUUUAAACAUUGUGCAAACAUCUUGUUGCAGCAUUGAAACAGAUUUGUAUUAUAACGCAUUUUCCACAUUAUAAAAUGUUAGUGAUCAGCUUUUUCCUCACAUGGCGGCUUUAGGCUUCCAUUCAAGUUAAUGAAAAAAUGAUUGCACAGCGAUUGUAUGAGGAUUAUUCUUAACUAUCAGGGAAGUUUUGUUUUGGUGCUCUUGGCAACAGAAGUCUUGCUCGCAGUGCAGUGGAGGAAAAACAUUUAAGCAAAAGUUUGUUUCUAGAAAGAAAUGAGGAGGAUACAGAGAGAGUAAGUGAAAGAAUGGGGUUGGGAGAGAAAAGCUCUUCUCCCCUGUGUCUGUGUACUGGGGCUGAGUUUCUGUGGAAACACUGGCAAACAAAAGCCCCUCAGUGCUCAUGGCAAACCUCUCCUGGUGUAAUCUAGAUGUGCUCUUUCAGGCCGGAGGCUCAAGCAGAGAGAAAAGGCUGAAAGAGAACAGUACACCUACAGUAUGCACAGGCUGCUAGAUGGCCGGGGAGAGGCUCCAGGCUGGCUGAUGCGGUAUCUCUGUAUAGCCUGGAUAUUUGUUCAAAGCUGCGAUAGGGCCCAGACCACCAGGGGGUCCUGAGGAGUUAGCCAGGAGCAGGUGGAUUCUCGGGGAAAAGUUGUAAUUGGGUUGUGGUUGGGGUUGGGAGGCUCCGAGAAGCCAAACUUUUCCCAGGCUUACUUUCAAAAACUAAACCCAGUCAGGAAUGGAUGUGAGAACAGACUGGAAACUACCCUGUACCAUUAGUUCAGCAUGGCAACUUUUGGGAACUGUGGACUACUGAAGUGUUGCAGUGUCAGUAGAAGUUCCCACUGGAUCCACCAGUUCAAAGACUAAGUGUGUCUCUGUGUGUGUGUCUUCGUGUACACAUGUGCCUUCACCCAGGCUGCAGAGGAGCUACUGGAGUCCUUGGAUUUGGAGAAGAGCAGCUACCACAUGGGUCUGAGUAGGGUGAGUAAUGCCACAAACAUUUCAAACAACUAAACAGUUUUAAUAAGAGUGAAUACAGCCCUGCUGCCAGUCAUUUUCACCUUUUAAAGCUCUUAGCACAGCGCUGCAGCGGGCUUCUCAGUUUUCUUUUAAAGCAUGUACCAUUUUUUUGGAGGCACUUGCUGCCUCAGGGAUUGUUUCUUCAUUACACCUGUCCUUCUUUGAGGUUUGUUUUCCAGCCUUUUUGAAGAGUUGCCUUUCCCACCUCUCCUGUUUUUUAGCUAGUGGCUACACAAGAGGCAUGUUUCUCCUCUGCCCAAAUACGUGACCGCAACUUCCUGUUUCUUUUCAGGUCAUUAGAGCAAAUUCUUGCAACUGAUGGCCCUCUUUGUUUUGCACCACAGCCAUUGUGAAGUAAUCACAGUAAACACUGGCUGGCACUCUUUGGUCUAAUCCAGGGGCAUGGCCAUAAGCCAAGAAGGAAAUCAAAGGAAACAACAAUGUGCAAAAACAGUGGGACUUCUGCACCCGUACAUGUCCGCUGCAAAGAGUGCUUUUAAAACACAGGAGGCACUUGUAGUCCUCUUCACGGUGCCUCACUUUGGAGAAGACAGAAGUAGACAAGCACAUUUGGCCAUUCGGAAAGCAUUCCAAUGGCUUCCUAGCAACCUGUCUCACAUGCAUGCCAAUUACAGCAGACCUACGUAACCCUGGAGAGGGGCAAGUGACACAGCUCACUCAGAAUAAAACAUGCAUUUAGAGAAGAGCCACAUCUUGAAACAGUAUUUCUGUACACUUUCAAAAAGGAUUCUUGAACCACUAGAAUAGCCAUGACAGUCACUCUUAUCAUUCAUACACAAUAUACGCAUAUUAUCAUUUCUUAUGAAUAAUUGAUAUCAAAUCUACGAAUUAAUAGACCUGUAUGGUUAAGAUAGUUAAGGCUUAAACCUCUCAUUAUUCUGCCAGAGUUAAUCCCUUGAUCCUGAUGUAUUUAAAGUCUUAUCUAAAAGGACAACAUUAUGCUGAAUUAAAAAACAACACUGACUAUAUUAUCUUCUUAGGAGGAUCACCUGAACAAGCUCUUGAGUCGCUUUGUCAAACAAUUUCCUGGUUUUUGGAUAAAGGUAGUUUUAGGUAUUCGCUAUCUGAAUGAAUUAAAUCCUCAGUGUGGAUUAAGUGUCAAGCACUAAUGACAUAUGGAGUGUUGAAGUUGUUAAUAUGGCUGUUCAUAGUAGAAAUGGUCAGUGUCUUUUUAUGUUGAAUAAAUCGUAAACAUAAAGACAAAUUUUACUCUAGGGGUGGGAGAAAAAAUUGAUUCAGCAUAGUAUUGCGAUAUUUUGUCUGGUGAUAUAUUUUAUCGUCUAAGUCAUUAAGUAUUGAUUUUUCAAGUUAAUUUCUAAUAUGAAGUCAAAUCUAUGAUAAUGGAAACAUAAAAUCAACUGUUUGUCCAGUGAGGUUGGCAGAGGAGACAUCACAGAGCUGGAGAAAGUUAGUACAACAAAUAUAUAAGGUUUGCAAGAUGUGCUACAUGAAAAUAAAAUACAGCGUAAAUAAGACAAACAUAAAGACAAAUGCUAAAUUAGUUAAACAGUUGAAAAAAAAUCGCAAUAUUGUAUCGCAAUACUGUAUCGCAAUACUCACUGUUAUGCAAAAUGUCAAAAAUCGCAAUAAUAUCGUAUCAUGGCCCAAGUAUCGUGAUAAUAUCGUAUUGUGGGGCCACUAGUAAUUCCCACCCCUAUUUUACUCAUACUAGUAGCAGAAUGGAAAGUCAUGUGGUUAAAAAUGAUUAAAUUAUCAACGUGAAAUGUAAAAAAAAAAAAUAACAUGAUCGCAUUUUCCUUUCUAUGCAAUAUGCAUUGAUAUCUAGUCACUGGAUAUGUCGGUCCUCCCUAUUGGUUAGCAGAUCUCCCUGGGAAACAGCUUGUUCAACACUUUUUUUGUUAUCUUACCAUGUACAGAUUAGUUCACUUUUAAAGAACUGGUUCUUGUAUAGAAGGACCUUGGGUGAAGACAGUCCAUCAUCUAUCCAUUCAUACCUAGCAAGCACUCUCAGUACCUAGCUCAGGUGAAUUAUCGACGGGCUUUGACGUGCUCUGCAUUGGCUGUUCACCUGAUAUUUACCUUUGGCCCAGAUUAGAAACAGACAAGACUGAUAGUCAAGAUAAAAACGUAAUCACAGCUUUCUCACGUAGCUAAGACUGUCUUGUCUGGGGAUUACAAAGCUUCUUAUUGAUUAACUGCUUCAGUGCACUUACUUUUAUCUCAGCUCUAUUUUUAUUUUGCUCUUGUUCUUCCCAUUAAUCAGGUCCUCUGUGUCUGAUUUCCGUUCUCGCUAAAAUAAACAUUACACAAUCAUUCAAUAAUUCAAUACUUUGCUAUUAAAUUCAUUCAGAGUUACAUGUGUGCUUGUGUUUUUGCUCUAGUUGUUCUUCAGAGCUGGCACCUUGGCUAAGCUGGAGGAACAGAGGGAUGAGCAGACCAAGCGUAAUCUGACCCUGUUCCAAGCGGCCUGCAGAGGUUAUCUGGCACGGCAAGCCUUCAAAAAGAGAAAGGUAGGCUUGAUGUCACACCCAAAGGGAAAUGUUUUGGGCAUGCCAAGUCAGUUCAUAAGUAUUUGUAUGUCUUUUUGGCACGUUUACUCAAGUUUAGCAGGCACAAAAGCUUCACUGUGUUUUUCUUUUGUAUUGUGUCCACAUAAAAUUGAACUUUUGAAUUGUCACAUGCAGAAAUAUGCCAAAAGUAAAAUGUGCAGGUAAAUGUCUAUGUACUACUUGGAAGCAUUUAUAGUCAAGUUUCAGACCUCAUUAAAGCCCCAUGAAUUAGUAAACAAACAAAAAUCAAUAAUCCGUUGUUCACCUUUACUCAUUAUUACCAUUCGCAACUUGUAGAGCUGUUGUAUGAACUAAAUAUCACAUCCGAGGUUGUGCUGUUGUGCUGAGUAUUGGCAUGUCUGUGGCUCUCUUUAUCUAUGAUCUGUCUACAACAACAUUUGUUCUUGUGUAGUCUUGCAAAUCAACAUAUGAGUAACUUUUCUGUUUAAUAUUUUUACAGAUAUAAUUUGCAAAUUUGUAACAAAUAAUUAAAAACCAUGACAUCAAAUAGAAAACACACUGAACAGAGAACGUAGAUAUAGUCUGUAUGUAAUAAUGCAAUUAGUCACAGAAACAUAAGAAUAAAAGAUAAAUACAUAGAUAAAAGUAAAAGUAGAUAUAUAAACAAAAAAAAUAAUAAUAAUAAGAGAGGGGUGGGGUGAUAGGGCUUACAUUGUCGCAACAAGAUCCAUAAAUGGUUGCCAUUUGUUAUAGAAGUUGUUCAAGUGUCUAAUAUCCAAUUUUCUCAGUUUUUAAGAAGGACAUAACCUCCCUCAUCCAUGAGUAACUUUUAAGGGUUUACAAUCACGAAGUAAAAGAUGCAAAAAUAAAUUUCAUACUUUAAAAGCAUAUGAAGUAAGCUGCUUUUUCUUCAUGAAUGGGUUAUUGGGUGAAGGAAAUGAGCUCUUGAAGCUGUGUUACCUCUGAGCCUGAGAGGUGUUGAGUUCCUCACUUAGAGCUAAUUUAAGUGCAUGUUUUAUGCUGCACUCAUGGUAGAUCUAAGUAGGUCUGCAGUAAAUUUCCAGUUAAUUAUAAAUGUGUUUCAUAAAUGUAAAUUUACCAGCCUAAACCCCGCCCCUUUGAAUGAAUCCAUCCAAUCAGCUCCCACACUGUGAUAUUUGCUUUUGACACAUCAGUUUAACCAAAGUGUUCUCCUUUUAAUGAAGCUCUAUCAGAUAUGCUGCUGACUCACACGUCCAUGCGCUCCACCCAUCUUCCAUUUUUCUCCCAGCGUGUGAUAGGUCCAUCUCUCUUGACCUCGUACACGUCUUCUUGUGAUGUAUGGACUCGUGCAGUUGCUCUCCCUCUCUUUGAUUACUGUUUAAGUGAAUGUGCUCCUUCAGCUGGCGAGUGAUGAAACAGCAGAAACAGAAUCAACAUGGAUGCUUUCCUACGAGAAUGACAUGCUGUUAGUGGAAAGAGACAUCAUGUUCACUUGUGUUUGAUGCCUGUGAGAUUAUUAAAUUGCCGACUUUGCAAUAAGGUAAAUCAAUAUGACCUUUUCUAUUACUGGACUCCCAGCUCUGCUCAGUUAUUACCGUUUUUACCAUAAGAGUUUGAGUAAUGGCUGUGAGUUCAAAUGGGGAGGCAAGAGCGCCAGUGUAUUUUCUUUAUUAAGUUCAAAAGGUCAUUAUUCACACAGUGAGGCAGGCCAGUGCUUCAUUAUGUGCAAGGACUUAAAGGAAAUCAACAGUGAGAAACCAUUCAAAAUUGCCAGGCAACCGUGCAAUUACAAAAUCCAUUAGCAAAGAGGCAUCUUUCCCCUUUGCCCCCAUGUGCCCCCUGUCUUCUGUAAAUGUGUCCUUAAUAGAAAGUUAAGAUUCUGGUUGGGUUUUUGUCAUAACAUUACUGCUUUUAACUGAAUUGAAGUUGGCAGCCUCGGCUGUGACAUUGAGUCAUAAAUUUGAUCUGAACCAACGUAUUGUCUGUCAUGUCAAGGCUAUAGGAUGAUCCAAUGUAAAGGCUCAUUAAAACUGAGCACAUGGUCCAAUCCAAUCCAAUCUGCUUUGUUUAUAUAGCACAUUUAAAGAAGAACUCAAGUUUACCCAAGUACUGCACAGUAAAAUUAAAAGAACGAACACUGCAGAAAACAUCAAGAGGAAAUAAAUAAAAGCAGGUAAAAAAAAACAUUUAAAAUGAAAUAAAAACACAAAAGCAUAAAAGAAAUAAAAGUGAUUAAAAGGGCCCUAAAAGACAUAAAAGGACAGAGAUCACACAACUCUCAUGCUGAAUUAAAAGCCAAGGAACAAAAAUGAAAUAAAAAUAAAGAUAAAGAUAAAAUCACGAGUGGCAUUAAUUUCACAAUUUGGGAGCCUUAGCCGAGAAAGCUCAGUCACCACAGGUUUUUGAACGUGUUGGAGCUGAUCAGCAGACCUCAAGGAACGUGGGGGGGGGGGGGUAUAAACAUUUAGGAGGUCAGAGGUGUACUGUGGUGCUGAUCUGUUUUAAGAUUUAAAAACAAACAAUAAAAUUUUAAAAUUAAUCCUAAAAUGAAUGGGAAGCCAAUGGAGGGAUGCCAGGAUUGGAGUGAUUUGAUCAUGUUUUUGUUUACCUGUUAAAAAACAAGCAGCAGCAGUUUGGUCAAACUGUCAGUGUGUGAAGGAAGCCUGAUUAACACCAACCUAAAGAGCAUUACAGUAGUCCAACCGUAUCGAAAUAAAAGCAUGAAUCACUCGCUUAAAAUCAUGAAAAGAUAAAACAGAUUUAAUCUUGGAUAAAAGCCUCAGAUGAUAAAAACUGGAUUUAACAACAGAGUUGAUUUGUUGAUCCAAUUUAAAAUCAUUGUCAACUUUUACACCAAGAUUUAAAACUGUGGGUUUAAAAUGGAGGUAAAAGAGGAUGAUAAUGCUGCUAAAACUUAUACCCAUGGCCAGCCAUACUUUCCCUCAGAAUAAAUAAAUUAGAUUGAGUUUAUUCCUGUUCACUAAACCAACAAAUAUGCAUCUCAGAUGUCGGGGACUUGUUUUCUAUAUUAAGAUACAAAUGAUGACUGAUACCACUAUUAUGUCUGUGGGUUUAGUUUAAAGCUACUGCCAGUGAGCAGGUUAGCCGGACACAAAGACUGGACACAGACAAUGUUCAAUGUAACGCUGCUCCUAUCUCUGAUUUCAAAGCUUGCUAAAAGUUACAGUGUCAAUCAGAACCACAUUAUUUUUGAUCAUUUUGAAACUCACCAUAAAAAUAGUUUUUUUCUAAAUAUUCAUUCGCAUAAACUUUAUUGAAAAUAUAUUCUAUGACAACACAAAUGUGCGACAAAGUGAGAUUAUGUUGGAAACAAAAGUCCUCACUGAAAUGAUAUGAGGAGGACAGACAAACAAUGAGAUAUUUAAAUGAAUGAGUUAUUGAAGCCAUGCUGUCACCUAUUCUUCUGAUCAGAAGGUACUUUAUGAUGCAAUAUGGGAUUGUGCAGCAUUUCACUGCUACGCAUACUCCAGAAACUCAGCUGAACUCCGGUCUUUUCUGUAAUGGAAAGAUUUAAAUGGUCGAAUUAAGACGCAAAUGUUUUGCUUUCUUGAACUAAAAAAAUGACCCAAAAUAUAAAUCUGACUUCAAACAGUUUGAAGUCCUUAUCUGCAGUCAAGUGUGAGAUUAAGAUAUAGAGAAAUCAGAAGGAAGUGUACUGCUGGAAAUUACUUCUCAAGCAAAGAAAGUAUGCUGAAUUUUGUUCAUCAUUCAGUUAUUUCACUUGUCCAGUAUGCGGUAUACAGCACUUGGUGCAGUGAUCUCCUAAAGGGCAUCUUUCUCCUCUUGAAUCUCAUCGUUUUUAUGUUACUACUGAUCCAGUUAGCACACCCCUGAGAAAUUGAACACAAGCAGGCCUGUGGUGGAUUAUUAAGUGAUUUUCAUCUCCCCAUCUCUCCAUGUAGAAGAUUUACAGUGUGUGCUGCUGUUCAAUCUGAGAGUAAUCAUCAUAUAAUAACAUCCAAUUGCACCCUUGCUGUUACCUUGUAUUUGUGGAAAUUGAUUGGGCUCUGUUGCCUCUUGCUCAGUUUGAAGUAUCCAGUCUUAACAAGCACAGUACACUACAUGAUCAUUUGCCUCAGGAAGUGUGCAGAUGAGUUCUGGCGAGCAAAGCCUGUCAGACGCUCAGUGGUUAAUGUAUAUGGAUGUGAGUAGAAAUUAAUAUUCUCUGGCAUGUUAAACAUGUAAAGUGAGUCAGGCUCAUGUGACAUUAAAUGACAAAGCCAUAUUUUCCCCCUUUUUCCUUCUUCCAGCUGGUUACCCAAGGGGACAACCUGACAUUUUAAAAGUAUGUUAUUUUGUCUCAGCUGGUGCGUAGCGCAUUGGGAAUUUUGUCCUUCAGGAACUAAAUGAAUGUUCUUUUUUUAGCUUCUUCUUGUGGUGAAACCAGUGUAAGGCAGCAAAGCUUUUGGCCAGUGAUGGUUUACCUGCUCAUCUGCACUUUCCUUUAUUUCAGGCUUUUAUCACGUCUACCAGCUUUAUACUCAGAAUAUGCUGAUGAAUAGCAAGAAAAAUGGCCAAAUGAAUCAUAUUUUUGUAAGAUUGAGAUGUCACAAUUAAAUUGGUUGACAGGCUUGCCAUGCAAACCUACAUUCUGCUGAGAAUAGGGAGGGGUGGUGGUGGUGGGGGUAUGGGGCAUAACAAAAAAAAUGGAGCAUGGCAGACUUUUUCAUGUAAAAAAUAGGAUAUAAUAAUGAUGCAGUUUCUGCAACUGAAGAUUCACAUUUCGAAAGAAAGGUUGGGAUGUUCCUAAACUGCACUGAAUAAGUGAUCCCCAUACUACUGCAGAGCAAAUGCUGUUAUUUUUCAAUGAGAUUACUUUCCCUUAUUUGAACAAGACAGAUUAUUGUGAGGAGAUACUGACAAAUGAUGAUAACCUGCUACUUAUUAAAUAUAACUCCCAGUUUCUUAACAUUGGUGCUAAGUAACAGACCAAUGCCAUUUAAUGCAAUUAUAUCUUUAGAAACUGUCUCUCUAAGGUGUUUGGGGCCAAGAACAUUAUCUGUAAAUUCGUCUGAGUCGACUAGCAAAAAGCUUGUUAGUCAUUCAUGUAUUUAUAUAACUAAGAAAUGCCUCUAGUUGAGUAAUCUGAUUGGUAUCUUCCGGCUUCAUUUAUUUGCUAUAACCCAGUAUCAUCUGCCAAACAGUGAAAAAAAGCAAAUUUUCCUCUUGAAAUUUCUUAAAGGUAGUAUGUAUAGAGUGAAAAGAAUUGGCCCAAACCGUAGACUGUUUAUAGAAUGGACGCCAUCUGCCUCCUCGCUGGGUGAAGCCAUCCCGAGAACAGCACCCUCUGGUGAUGGGCUGCAGUAUAGGUCAUAAAUCCCGCCUCCUCUAGCAAUCCCUAUGGAGCUGUGGACAAACUUUAGAAAGUAAUUACACAGAAUUUACAUUUUUUCAUCCCCCCUGCAUGCAGUUUUGACAUGUAGUUACUGUAAGACUAGUUGAAGAUUGCGGAGCUCACCCGGGGGAUUUGCUGUUUAUAUAUAUAUAUAUAUAUAUAUAUAUAUAUAUAUAUAUAUAUAUUUGUAUAUAUAUAUAUAUAUAUGUAUAUAUAUUUGUAUAUAUAUAUAUAUAUGUAUAUAUACAUAUAUAUAUAUGUGUGUGUGUGUGUGUGUGUGUGUGUGUAUAUGUGUGUGUGUGUGUGUGUGUGUAUGUUUAUAAACUGAGGGAGUGGUAGGGCCCUGAUUAUACCAUAUAUCUAAUCACAGCUGCUUUCCUUAAGCAUGUUGUCACAUCAUGCUCCAUGAACUGAUCAUUAAGUGUUGCCUUCAAAGAUGGGAUCAAAGUGAUAUCAGAAGACGCAUCAGUCAGAUAUCACAGCACUUAGGAUAUCAUGCAGAUCUGAUUGAAUGCAUAUGGCUCAUGCACUGAGAGCACAACUGUGAACUGUAAUAGUGAAAAGAGUGAAGGAGGGAACAUAAAAUCACAUUUUUGUCUCAAUCUUGGCUCACAAUCCUAAUUCACAUCAUGCUGUCUCACAGUUGUCACACCCCCUUAAUGUGACAUGAAUAUCAAACUGCUUUUUCAUGGUGCUCAUGUAGCAUACUCUUUUGUUUGUUUUUUAUUCAUUUUUGACUAAAUAUGACAAGUGAGACCUGCUUAAAUCUUCUGUCAGAGAUUGGCUGCAUUUUGCUCUGUGUUAAGGCUUUCACUGUGUGACAAAUCCUAAUUGGUCAUAGAGAGUACCUUCAGGGCGAUAUGUACCUGAUGCUGAGAAUUGUGUCGCUCUAAUUGGGUUUGCCCGUAAUCUGCUACUGCUGCUGCUGCUGCUAGAGAGCCUCAUGCAUAAGCAGCAUGGAAAAUGUGUAAUACUUGGAAUUAGCUGCCAACAUGUUUGAUUUAAUUAAUCAAAAAUUAGCUCCCAGUCUUGGAACACACUCUGCAGAAACUCUCCAGAGGAGGCUGGCAAGUCCUGGGAUUGCUGCUAGCCCAAACACAGACAAUAUAAAAAAAGAAUGAGGAGUGAAAUGUUUUUCAAAUAGUGUUCAUUAGGGCUUAGGAUGAUAUGGUAGCAGCAAAUUAGCUCUACACAGCACGUAUUCCACUGAGAGUUUUAGAUUUUCUCAAACUUCUGGCGCAGUUUCAUGAGCCUCUGGACAUAAGGAAACUGUCAAAAAUUGUAUCCAUAAAAUGAAUCUACCACCAUGCUUGAGUGGGAAAAUAACUUGAAAGUUAGAUCACUUUUUUAUUGUUUUUUGCAGUGAUUGUAUUAUAAUUCAGUAUGAUAAAAUGUGAAGGGAUUACACACGUGAAUAUGUUUGCUUGCUGCUAAGUCUAACCCCAAAACAAGCCUGCUUAGCCUCAGCAUGUCUGCGCCAGUGACCUCAGAAGGAUGAUAUUAUAGACUAUUGUGUGUUAAGAACUCACUUCGUUGUAGUUUGUAACCGAAUCAGAAUUAGCUUUCUUGGCCAAGUAUGUAAACACAUGCUAGGAAUUUCACUCUGGUGAACUUUACUCUCUUUGUUCAAACAUUACACAUAAAAUGUUACAAAAAUUAUAGAGUAUGUACAACACAAAAUAAACAUUUAACAUAUAUAUACAAAACAGUAGUGCAAUUGUGCAAUGAUGAAAAAUGAAGUGAAGAGUAUAGAUGUCAUUUUAUUACACGUGAAUUAUAUACAUGAGGUAAAUAUGCAUUAUGUUUACAGUAUUAACACUUAAUUGAAUAUUAAAUAUCAACGGUGUGCAGAGGUAUAUGUCUGAUGAGAAAAGUAUUGAUCGAUAACCUGAUUUAACAGUAAUAUGAGUCCCUUGAAGUCACAUCUGUCGGUCUGUGUCUCUGUGAAUGAAAUCACAGUGAUCUGAAUUUUAAUUUCUCACCUGAAAACAUGUCAUUUCCUGAGGUCUGUCUCAGAAUACAGGUAGUUUAACAACAAAAAAGGGAGUUUUAAAGUAAAUUUUGUCAGAAAUGAAAUGUGUUUAUUAUGGAUUUAGCUUUAGCGAAGCUGUUAUUUAGCAGUGAUUGUUAGGAGUUACAGUUGCUGCUUUGACUAUGAGUUACAGCCACUGCCCUCUUCUUUGUUUCCUCUUGGACUCAAGACAACUGAGUAGUGCUUUAAUCUUAGCAUCUGUGUGUGUGUGUUUGUUUGUGUGUGUAUGUAUGUACAUGACAAUACAAAAGCAAGUCUUCAUACUGCAUCUCUCUGUGGUGACUGGGUGUCUUGAUACUCCUUCAGAUUCAGGAUCAAGUAUUUGCAUCCAAAGAUAAUAAGUUUACAGAUGCAGUCAAGUGUCACUACCAAACUGUUGUUUCUUCAGAUUCAGGAUCUAGCAAUCCGCUGCAUUCAGAAAAACAUCACAAAGAACCGAGGUGUGAAGGAUUGGCCAUGGUGGAAGCUCUUCACCACAGUCCAGCCCCUCAUAAAGGUCCAACUCACGGAGGAGCAGAUGCGAAACAAAGACGUGAGCACACAACCUCUCAUGCACUUUUCAGAUAUUUAGCCUCUUACUGUAUUCUCACAUUUCCUGUUGCGUAUUUUUUCCGUUUCUUGUACCGCUCAAAGCAUCGCAGUUUAGCAGUAAUGUGACAGGAUGCUAAAUGCUAUUUUUUUUUACUUAAGGAGGAGAUCCAGCAGCAGAAAGUGAAACUGGAAAGGGUGGAGAAAGAGCGAAAUGAGCUGCGACUGAACACUGAUCGACUGGAGAGCAGGGUGGGUUUUUUUUUUUUUUUUUUUUGGCAAAGCAUUCUGGGAGGAUGGUGUUCAUGAUAUGUUUUUCGAACUAUUUUUACUUUUUGGCUUCAAAACAACUGCGUGGAGUUUGUUUGUAGUCAUACCCUGAGUGUGUCUUUGUGUCCAGAUUGCUGACUUGUUGGCAGAACUUGCUGAUGAAAGGAGCACGAGUGAGUCAGCGUCCCAGCUGCUUGAGACGGAGACAUCUGAGAGACUCCGCCUGGAGAAGGACAUGAAGGACCUACAGGCACGUGCACUGAUCUUGACACUUUUUCACAGAGUAUUGUUGGACAAAUUCUGAUUUUGAAUAAGACUGACAAGCUCUUUUUUUUCUUUUUUAACCAUGUGUGAAUCUGUGGGUUUCAGGCUAAGUUUGAAGGUGUAACGAAGCAGUUAGAGGCCCAGGAGAUGGAGGUGAUGGAGGCUCGACUCAUGAAAACUUCUGAACUCAACGGGGAGAUGGACGAUGACGAUGAUGAUGAUGCUGGUUAGUUGGGCUAGAAAUUAAUCAUGAAUUAAUUACGUAGGGGAGAGUGGGGUAAGUUGAGCCAAAGGGUAAGAUGAGCCACCCCCUGUUACUUGGAAAUGGUAAAAGAAAUUGAUCAUGUGACCAAAUAUUUAGGAGAUGGGCAUCAAUUCAUGGAGUCUGUGAAGGUUAGAAGCACAUGGGUGAAGGGGUUAGACAUUUAAUUCCAAAAGAAAACAUCUUUCACUCUUGAAAGUGAAUCUAGGGCGGCACAGUGGUGUAGUGGUUAGCACUGUCCCCUCACAGCAAGAAGGUCCUGGGUUCGAAUCUGGGUCAGGGCGUUUCUGUGUGGAGUUUGCAUGUUCUCCCUGUGUCUGCGUGGGUUUACUCCAGUUUCCUCCCACAUCCCAAAAACAUACAUAAGUGGGAUUAGGUUAAUUGGCCACUUUCAAAUUGCCCGUAAGUGUGAAUGUGAGCGUGGAUGGUUGUUCGUCUUUAUUUGUCAGCCCUGCGAUAAACUGGCGAAUUGUCCAGGGUGUACCCUGCCUUUGACCAAAGGUGCUGGGAUAGGCUCCAGCCCCCCCUGCGACCCCCAACGGGAAUAAGCGAUAGAAAAUAGAUGAAUGAAAGUGAGUUUAGUCUGUCAGAAUUUUUAUUAGAAUCGUGUUCAGAAAAGAUCAUUUUAAUUUUGUUUUAUACAUCAAUUGUGGUAUCUAUGAGGUCAAAAACCUAGCAUAAAAGUCCACCAUUUUAACUUAGAGGACUCAUAAAGUCAUAAUAGUAGUUCUGGGGUAAAUUGAACUAGUGGCUCAACUGAGAGAGUUUCAGUUCAGAUUGUUGAAAUGUGUUACUUUUUCGUUUCAAAAGUGCAGCUGUGAAUGUUCUGAAUCACUUCAAGACAUUCUGACACUCAUUCUGUUGGUUUGCAGGGAUGCACAACAUCUUGAAAUAUAUGCAGAUACACUAGUUAGAGACAAAACUAUGAUUGCCUUGAUGUAGUGAUCUGAAAUAUGAAUAAUGGCUCAUCUUACCCCGCUCUCCCCUAUUUAUUUCUUUACCCAAAAAAAAAAAAAAUAAAACAAGUGUGUUUUUCUUCUUCUGUGCGAUUCAAAUCUUAGCAAACCAUAUUUUUUAAAUAUUCAUUUUUAACCCCCUAAUUAAUUGGACACCGUGACAUUGGGUCGUAUCUUGCUCAGGCUUGCCUAAUGGUCAUGUCAGCUUAGGUCACAGGCAUAAUUUACUGAACCACUCAUACUAACAUUAUGUGCACAGUUUGAAAAAUCGGCCUUAGACUAAUUGCAGCUGCGGGAAUUAGUGGCUUUGUUCGACUGCUCCAGUAGGAGACAUGGCAGUGAGACUUGGUCACAUCUUGCAUAAUGCUAUUAAGUAUAUUUCUCCAAGUUUGGGAUUUACCGCUAGGGGAUUAUGAUGUUGCCUCCCAGGCAUACAACUAAUGCCUGUUGCCAAUUUGUCUCCACCUGCUGGGAGAGGGACCCCCUGAUGAAAGCAUAUUGUCGUAGGACCUUUUUAUUUUUUUCACUGUGCCUCCCCAGCCCUCCGUCUCCUCCUCCUGCUCCUCCUCCUCCACCUAGCCCAGCAGACAAGCCAUUAUAGAGCAUAUCAGAAUUCUUAGAUGAAUGAGAAAAUAAUCGUUGGGAUCAGUGCCGGUGGCCCUGCAAGUUGUCAUUAUGCUAUAUAUAUGCUAAUGAGCAGCACUGAUGGAGGAGCCGGUGUUGGUAUGUGAAGGAGAAAUGGACAGCCACUAAAAUGAUAAGGCCUUGAAAUGAACCUGAACCUGAAUUUCUGCCUGGCCGCUGUUAUACCUCUGAUAGCCUCUGACAGCUCCAGAAUUAGGGUCGGCUAAGAACUGUGGAAAGUGCCACUUAGACAUGUCCUUCUCUAACUACUAUUGUGCUGUGCUCUGAAUUCUCCCCGCAGGUUUAUCUGAGAUUAGAGCUGAGACGCAGAGGCUUCUUUGUAGUUUCCUGUCGAAUUUUGUGACCUCAUAAGGUCGGGAUUUGAUGAAAGAAGUUUUAUUUCCUGGAAGAUUAUAUUAUUUCAGCUCUUACAUGUGAUAACCAUCGAGGCCAGUACAGUGCACUCCUUAAUCCACAGCAUCCAUCAUGUCUGAGCUUUUGAGCCUUUUCUGCUGUAUACCUCGGCUAGGCUGUUAUUAGAGGUGGGAGACUUCCAAAUGUCACUUGUACAUUUUCUGAAUUGUUUGUCUUUUCUCCAGGAGGCGAGUGGCGGAUAAAAUACAACCGAGCCAUUCGUGAAAUGGAUUUUACAAAAAAGAAACUCCAGCAGGACUUUGAUGACAAGCUGGAGACAGAGCAGCAGAGCAAAAGACAUCUGGAGAGAAGGGCAAGAAACUUUUUAGCACAGCAACAUGAUUGAACAAAACUGAGCGAUAUUUACAUUUUCUAUGUGUGGCCAAUUACUUGUGUAAAAGCCAUCAUCAUAACGUGCAAUGAGCUGCAUUAAAGAAUAAUAAAAAUGUGUGUUUUUUAAUAUAUGUGUGUGUGAUUACGACCGUGUGUGCGCUCUGCAGCUGGCUGAUUUACAGACAGAUAAUGAGGAUGUGCAGCGCUCUGUGCAGCAGCUGAAGAAGAAGUGCCAGAAACUGACGGCAGAGCUGCAGGACACCAAGCUGCACCUGGAGGGCCUGCACAGCCGCAACCAUGAUCUGGAGAAGAAGCAGAGGAAGUCAGUCUCUCUGUCUUUCUCUUUGUCUUUCUCUCUGUCUGCCCAUUUGCCUUCCUGCUUUUUCUUCUUUCCUAAGCGAAUACUCAUCACAGAGAACACUGUGCUCUUUUCUCCUCAGAGGGCCUGGCAUGCUCACUCUGACCUCUCCAGAAGAACGCUAACAUUUUCUUUAAUUUCAAUAGUGGCUGAGAUGUUCUGUAAUCUGUGGAAUUGCAUUAGCUGAGAAAUUGACUCAGACUUUAAGCACUUGAGAAGCUAUCGCUGUGGCAGAAUGUGAUCUCUCCCCUGUGGCUAAUUGAAGAUGCUCUGUGGGUGAAAUUAUUUUCAGCUGCGCUUCAGAGAGAAAAACAGGGAAAUACAGCGAGCUGACAGCAUGAAACACUUAGCUGUUAAGUUCACUAAGCAUAAGUGUUUCUGCCCGAGACAACUGAAGAAACAUUUGCACAUUAUUACAGCCCCAGUUGUAAAUUGAUGGCUAAUGGAAAGGGAUAAAAGUGGAGGCUAAACUGGAGGCAGUGCUGAACUGAUGAUGGGCUUUUUGUGGGGGAAUGAACUCAUAAACUCAAAAUCUGCAAAGUAACAGAAUUAAUGGCUACAUAUUAGGUACAAUUAAUCAGGAUUUAAGACUUUAUGUAACGUUGCAACAGAUGCAGCUCAUGUAGCCUUUAUGUAAUGAUCAACUCGUCUCAAUCUACAUUACUUGCUGUUAAACCCUGUGGAACCUCAGUCUUAUGUAAUCAAGUUUGUGAUUGUCCUGAGCUGUUUGUGUGUGUGCGUUUGUGUGUAACUCUGUCUGUUUGUGUGUUUUCAGAUUUGACCUGGAGCAGAAUCAGGCUCAGGCUGAGGUACAAAGAGAAAAGAGCCAGAGGGAGAAGCUGGCUCGAGAGAAAGACAUAAUGACCGGCGAGAUCUUUAACCUCCGCCAGCAGCUUCAGGUAAGCUUCUUUACUCUACUUACAUAACAAGUUCUCUAAAGUCCGCGCUCUGGGGACUGCAUUCGUACUCUCACUGCUCUUUCUUGACAUUACCGGGCUGGUCCAGAUGUGUGCGUUACUUUGUUUCUUUACGCCCGCAGGACAAGGAUAGUGAAUUGUGCACGGUGAACAUGAAGGUUCAGCAGUUGGAGGCAGAGCUUCAGGAUCUGUCAUCCCAGGAGUCCAAGGAUGAAGCCUCACUGGCUAGGAUCAAGAAGCAGGUCCGCGACCUGGAGGCCAAGGUGAAAGACCAAGAGGAAGAGCUGGACGAACAGGCUGGAACCAUCCAGAUGUUGGAACAGGUACAGAGCAGAUGGUGCUGAUGUGGUAAAUCACAGCCAUAUGGAGAAAUAUCAGAGAUUUUACUGCUUACGACUGUUACAAAUCAUGCUUAUCGAUGUUUUAAACCAUGAUUCGUCAUUAUCUAAGAUCUAAUUUUUAAAAAAAUCUUUCUUUUGAAAUACAAUUAUGGUAAAAAACAUAAUUCCCUGACUGUUAAGUGUUUGUGAUGGUCUGUAAAUGAAAACUAGCGACUCUUGCUCUUUAAAACUGUGCGGUUUUAAGUGUCUUAUCUUGGUCUAUAUUUAUAUGCAUUAUUUUAUAUGCCUGUUGUCUACAUAUGUUCAGGCUAAGCUGCGGCUUGAGAUGGAGAUGGAAAGGCAGCGGCAGACCCAUUCAAAAGAGAUUGAAAGCAAGGAUGAAGAAGUGGAGGAGAUUAGGCGGUCGUGCAGUAAGAAGGUAUGCGCCGCUUAUUCUUUUAGGUCCACGGAUAUUUUUUCCUACUUGAAACAUACAGGUAACUAGACAUGGAUAAGGCAGCAAUGAGACUCACGUGUAUUCUCAACUUUGUGUUGAAUUUAAGUGUACUUAUAGAACCUCAAGUAGCUCAACGUUUUACAAUCUCUCUCUUUUUUUUUUUUUUUACCUUAUUUAUUAAUAUUUUCCAUGUACAAAGCAUGUUGAAAUACAAUGAAGGUCAUGACAUAUACCCCCCUCUCCUCAUCCACACUCACCCUUGGGAGGAAAAUAAGAAAGUAAACAAAAAGUUAUAGAUAAGUAUAGUUAACCAAAACAUAUAUUCAGUGAUUGAAGAAGUAAGUAUUUAAAUUUAGAGCCAGAAAAUUAAGUGAACAGAUAAAGGAGAACUAUAAAUAAAAGAACUAUAUAAUACUUAGAUUAAAAAGUGAGAAAAUAAACUAGACAAAUAAUCAAAAAUAAAUAAAAAUAAACUUAAACUUACAUUCUUACUUGAUUAUUUCAAAUUGUGUUUGAUUUUUAAGGGUUUUACAUGUGGUUUGAAAAAUGUUGUACCCAUCAAAAAGAAGUAUUUUAUGCAGUUAAUUUAAUGACAGUAACAGUCAAAGUAUUUUAAUAGGUGAACUCAGUCUAAAGAGACGAUAAAGCCUUUAUUAAAGGGAUAAUUCAAAUUUUCAAUUAGGUUGCUUUAAGUGCACAUCUUUGUCACCGAUUACCUAUAUUGUGCAAUUUUGAAAUGUAUACACAUACCCAGACGUGGUGUGAUAAAGAAACAUAGCUCUUCAAGAAUACAGCUUCCUGACAGCGCAGUUGAGUGGUGAAAAUAUUUAAGAAUAUAAUAAUGUCAAAGUCAUGUUGCUGUUUUAUGAGAGACUUCAUGAAGGCAGCAAAAGUAUGCUUAACCACAGUCGUAACUGGAGUCAUAACACAGAGUUUGUUUAUGUCUGUAUAUACACGCAUCACUCUUGGUCCAUGACCUCCCAGAGUAGAGCCUGUUCAUCUAUUUCAAGUCCACAGGAGAUGGUACACUACAUGCUGGCUUAAGAGACUCCUAUUUUCUUGUGAUUUAAGUGCAGUUUUAGUUUACUGAAGUGACAACAUGAUAAUAAGGAUUUGUAAAAAAUAAAAACUCAAAUAUCGUUGGGUCUUCCCACAAGAGGAGUAGUAAGCAACAGUAACACUUUAUUUGACGCCUAUCUCUAUAACACAUUAUAGAUGUAUGUAUAAUGCAUUAUAAUCAUGUUAUAACACUGUAUCACUAUAGUUAUAAACACUUAUAAAUAAUUAUAAUAAUGAAUGUUAUUAUGAGUUACAAGGUCAGGUAUUAUAAUGUGUUAUAACUGUUAACAGCAGCUGCAUUGCAUUAUCUAUGUGGGCAUUGUCAGUGAGUUGUUAUCAGUUAUAACACUAAUAAUACCUGACCUUGUAAGUCAUGAUAAAAUGCUUUAUAAUGUGUUAUGAUUAUUGCUAUAAAGCAUUAUUAUCCUUUAUGAGUGUUUAUAACUAUAGUUAUACAGUGCUAUAGCGUGAUUAUAACACAUUAUAAAUAUAUAUAUAAUGCGUUAUAGAGAUAGGCGCAAAAUAAAAUGUUACAGAAACAACUUUAAAAAUGUUUGUUGACUGCAAUAAUUAAGGUCAGAUCGAUCAUUUCUCAUGCAUACCAGACAGGGACAUUUUAAGGCUUAUUGGUUUUUAAUGCAGUUCAGAGAAGAUUUGUGUUUUGAGUUAAAAUCUUUAUUUUAGAACAGCGAGCUGGAUACAGUUGUAAGAAGAUAUCCAUAUACAGAGACAAAUAACUCACUGUAAGAUUACCACGAAUGGAUGCCAGGCUGAUAUUUGGGCAGAGAGUGUUCUUCACAAUAAUUGUUUUUCCUGCAUACAGGAUUAGAUAAUGCUAUCUGGACUACAAACGUACUACAAAUCAGAACAUUUUCAUGCUGAAAAUCAGAAUCCCAAAGUGCAAAUUCUGCAUUUUUAUAUAGAAUGGGUAAAUAUAGAGAAAAGAAUCAAGGCUCCAUAUCCUCUGCAGAAACCAAGUAACUUUUGAGACGUACCAUGUGUGACCCCAUCCAUAAAAAUAUCUCUACAAGUGAAAGGUUAAAAAAAUUGGAGAGAACAUUUUAUUUUGAAAAUCAUGUUGAUGUGUCUCUGGGCCAGCAGAUCUGCUCUGGGGGAUCUGUGUGUCUGUGAUGUGUGAGAGCAGCAUGUCUAACAGGAUGGUCGAUGGUGUGUUGUGUCUGCCUUUGUUUAUCACCCAUCAUCUGUUUGUGCAUCCUGACACCCUGUUCUUGUGUCCUGCAGCUGAAACAGAUGGAGGUGCAGCUGGAGGAGGAGUAUGAAGACAAGCAGAAAGUGUUGCGUGAGAGGAGAGAGCUUGAGUCCAAACUGCUCAACGCCCAGGACCAGGUACAUCCAUCACUUUGCCUCUGGUCUCUGCCAGUGCAGUCACGAUAAGUAUGCCACUUCUUUUGAUUGAAAAGAAACUGUUUUUGAGUCUCAAGAGGUGCUGCUACGCUAGGGUUUUAAAAGAGGAUGGGGGGAAAAAAAAGAAAGAGAAUACUGGGUAGAGAGGUGUGCUUUUUUGUCAUUCAGGUGGGCCAGAGGGAUGUGGAGAUGGAGAAGAGACUGAAAAAAGACUUAAAGAGAACCAAAGUUCUUCUAGCUGAUGCACAGAUUAUGCUGGACCACCUGAAGAGCAACGCCCCGAGCAAGAGGGAGAUCGCUCAGCUCAAAAAUCAAGUAUGCAAAAAGAUGAUUCACACAUAGAGAAACCAUCCAUACACCUUCUGAGUAUAAAAAAAAGUUGAUAAAUCUUUACUCCUCUGCUAAACCAUGAUAUGUUCUUGAUCUUGGUCUGUUCGUAUUUGUCCCUCACCUCCUCUCUGGUUACUUUCCCCUCCUCCUGUUUUUCACAGCUGGAGGAGUCAGAGUUUACCAGUGCUGCGGCUGUCAAGGCUCGAAAGAGCAUGGAGCUUGAAAUAGAGGACCUCCACAUCCAAAUGGAGGACGUGGCCAAAGCCAAGAUAUCGGUGAGUUUUGACAUCUGCUAGCUAGGAGUCCAGAGGGUGUGGUGUGCAAGUGUAAAGGGGAACUGCGAUAAGUCCUGCAUAUGUUAGUAACAUAAUACAUUUUUUAUGGUUUCUUCCUUAUCUGAGGCACACAUUUAUGCAAAUUUCACUGCAGAAUCUGAUUUUUUUUUUUUACAUAAAAGAAAAUGCAAAUAUUUACUUUCCUUCUUUUUACAAACGCUGUUUAACUAUUGGAGAGUUUUUGCCGAUCAAAUUAGCGCUCUAUGAAAUGCAGCAGGCCUUUAGCAUUAAUAUGCACGCAUCAUCAAGCCGUAUUCAAAUGAUAAAUGCCCUUUGGCACAUAUCUGAUUUUAGUAUUUUGCUCUAAUGGAUAAAUAAGCUUUGUCGAAUGUUUUUUUCCUCUUUCCCUCUGCUCAUUAAUGGCUGUCUCAUGAGAGUGCCGCCUGCAUUUCAGACUCGACGCUGAGGAUGUUUGCGUCUCUGGGGAAUCCACACAGAGUGCAGUGUGUGCCUGUGCUUUGCUUGUUAAUUGCUGCAUUUAUGGCAAGGGGAGGUCUUGUAAAUGUCUCAGAUUAUAAAAAAAAAAAUGUAUCAGGGGCCUGAGUCUUCAUCCUUUGAACAUAAAGGAUGAACUCUAAAUAGGACGUCACCAGUAUGCGAAACUGGCUGCACUUUUCCCCGCCUAAAUCAGCCAAUUGAUUAUCUCCAAUUGGUCUCAUCCUGCAGCCAGGACCCCGUCCAGAUUGUGUUUCAUCGCCAUUAGAUGAGAUUCCAGGGCUGCCACAGCUUUGCCAGCUAAUGACCAUUUAUCAUAUUCAAUAGCUCAUGAAUAAAACCCUGUCACUCUUUGCUAAAGUGUGUCCUUCUCGCUGUGUGCCUUAGCUGGAAGAACAGGUCAGCCGUCUGCAGAGAGAGAAGAAUGACCUGCAGUCUCGUAUGGAGGAGGAUCAGGAGGACUUGAAUGAGCUGAUGAAGAAGCAUAAAGCUGCGGUUGCCCAGGUAACUUAACCCCCUUUACACCUCACUGAGUCGAUAGUUAACAGACACAAUAGAGGGAGUGAAACAGACUACGACACAGGCCAUGAAAUACUUUACAAAUACCAUUUCACUAUGUUUAAAAAUUAAAAACAUUUCAGAGCACCAUCUUUGAUAAUGAUGGUAGCAUUUUGUCGCUCUUUUCAUGUUCAAGUAGAGUGGCUUUGAGUUUUGGAGGACAUAUUCCCCUCUAAACGCAGUGUGUGCUCUGCAAUCAGGGAGAUGCAAUCUGUUCACAUGACCAAUUAUUUGGCAAGGACAUAUUAUGUUCACUAACCGUUUCCAUUAGAGAGGAUGUCAUUUAGAGGAAGAGAAAGCAUACAUCAAUAGUUACACUUUGUCUUCCUCUCAUAAACCUGUGAAUGUACUCUAAUUCUCUGAUUCUUUUACUUUCUGCAAUCGUGUGUGUGUGUCUGUGUGUGUGUGAAAAGUCUGCCAGGGACUUGAGCCAGAUCAGUGACCUGCAGGCCCAGCUGGAAGAGGCUACAAAAGAGAAGCAGGAGAUCCAAGAAAAGGUAAAAAGAAGUGUUCAGAAGCACUCAAAGUGCCUGCAAUAAAACCCGCCUGCUGCCUCGACGCUUUUCUCUGAUUAGACUUCGGCUUCUCACACAGUUUCUGAUUAUUCUGACCCAAAAAAAAAAUUUAGUUUCUUACCCUUUUUUUGAUGCAAUUUGCAUUUAAAUAGUUGGAAAUCAGUGCAGAUUUACAGUGAAGGGGGGAAAUUGUUCCUUUGCCACUCAGUACUUACAUUACAAAGGGAGGGUCAUGUUCAUAAACUGGGCUACUUGUUUCCAUGUUUGAACCUAUUAGAUCAGACUCAAAGGGCUCAUUUUGUCCCUUUUAGUCAUUAUUUAUCAAACUGCUCCUGUUUAAAGGAUUUAUCACAAUUGAGGUUUUGUCCAUCAUUUUUUUUUUUGUGCCGAUGGUUUUAUCUGCAAUAUCAGAGCAUUUUCAGUACAGGGUAGAUACUGGAAGUGAGUGUGAAAUCACUCUCGGCUGAUGCUGUCAGUUUGUCAGAUAGCGUUACUGAUGCGAUGUGAUAAUUGGGCAAAAUAAGAAAACUCAUUAUGGUACGCUGGCCAUUUAAUGCUUGGUUUACAGGAUUAUUCCAAUCAAUUUAAACAAACCAUGAAGGUGCAGCACCAUAAAUAAAAGGAGGGACUCAAUUAAUUAAUAAAAACAGAUAAUCAAAAAUAUGAACAGUCCUAGAAACUCAGGACUGAUUCUGUGCAGAACACUGUUUUUACAUGCAGAGUUUGCAGCUUUCUUCCCUGCAUGGCCUGAGUUUAUAGCCAUCCCUACAUUCUGCUGAUAUGUAUAAAAAGUCCCAGACAGAGUGAAAACUGGUUAUAGCUCCAGUGUUUAAAAAAUCUGGUAAUGCACCUUUUCUAAAGGGUUUUGAGGAAAAGAAAAAUGUCUGUAGCUACAUUCUGUUAAUAUGUAUUAACAGCCACAAACAAUGAGAGCACUUAUUCAUGAGUGUUUCAGUGUGAAAAGAACCAGUACAGUGUAUGCAUGUGCAGGAUUACUGGGUUUAACACCAAUGCAUGGACACUUAAUCCUUUAACUAGUUGUUUUGCAACCUGCAUUAAGGAAAGUUUAAGAUUUCAUGAAUAGUAGUGUUUGAUGAAUUUUGAUAAUUUGAUAAUUGUUUCAUGAAUUUUUUGCUGCCUUAAAGUCCCACUACGAUAAUUUUUUCUUUUCUACUUAAAGUGUUAUCAGUGGUCUUUUAAUUGUGAUUAUGAAGUUGUUUUUUUUUACCAAAAAUCGCAUUACCUGGGUCAUUUUCAAAGGCUUUUCUUCUGCAGAGCUCCAGUAGCUUGUUAUUAGGGCUGGGACAAUAAUAAGCUACCAUUGAAAUGCUUUUCUCCAAAUUCGAUUCUUCUAUGAUUUUUUGAUGCCAAUUCGAUUUAAAUUGCGAUUCUACGAUAUUAAUGGGUUUCUCGAUCUCUAGUCUGCAUUUUUAACACCAGUGAAACAAUUGAAUGAUUAUGAAUGUCUACUGGCUAUUUCAUAUUACCCCAAAAAAUACACAUCCCAAGUAAGUCAAUUUUUAAUGUUUAUUCUUAAGUUAGAAAAAAAAAUCAAUUUUUGAACAUGAAAAUAGAUUAAACAAUUGUAAACCUAAAAAAAUCACGAUACUUAUGUGAAUUGAUUUUUCUCCCACCCCUACUUAUCAGCAAUUCACCUCUGAGUCGUAAGCCGAGGCAGCGCUUCUCUGCACAUUUCUCAUCAUGCUAGCUUGCAGCCUAAUAUUUCCAGUGUAAUAGAAGCAGCAGGUAACAGGAAGUAUUCAGCUCUCGGACACUAAUGUUUUUAGGGACAUGAUGAAAGCUAAUAUUAUAAUUAGCUUUCUUACUUAGCAUAGCAAUCCGCUAACACACAUGCUUGUUUCGCGAUUGUUCUCUCGUUUUUUUCGAGUGUGGCCUGCAUAGCGGGGCUCCAGGGGCGGAGCUUGGAUUUCUUACAUAGAAAAUCUCACUCAAUCUGAGCCUGCUGUUUGGGUCUGCCAGAGAUUCACAAAGAUUUGAAUACAGAAAUACUCAGAAAUGCAAUUUUGCACUUAGUUUUCUCAUGAUAUGUGCUGUAGCAUCAGAAAAAAUGCCAUACAUGUAGACAACAAGAAAAACAUGAUUUUCAUCAGAGUGGGUCUUUAAAGACUUGCUCUAAAAUGUAGGUGUGCAGCUGCAUGUUGCCGUCAUCCGUGUGAGAAUGCUAUAAAGUUAGUUACUCAAUGAUAAAUCUGACCUUACAGCUAACAUCCUGUCAGUCUUUUAUUUGACUGGUUUGGUUUCCAUAAUCAUGGAGCUACAGUAUUUCCAUCUGUUUACUUUGCCUCAGUUUUCAGUCAAAUGAUUGUGGGUUGGCAUAAAUGUGGAUUUGUGUGAAAAAAGGUUAAUGCACCUGAUUUAGGCUUGUGUUGAUAAUAAGUGCUUUCAUAAUAAUAGUGUUUUCGUAUAACCUUUACCAUGUCAUGUGUGUCGUGCGUUAAUGCAUCCCCUUUUUGCUCGGUUGAUGUGUUUAUUUGCAAAACGAAUCGCCUCUGGGCUGUUAAAGCUGAAUAUCUUUGGUAUAUGACAUUUUUUCACUGAGGGUUUGUGUGCACGUUACACACGCACACGCCUUACUUUAAGCGUUGAUAUGCAGUCGACUAAACAAAUAAAACCGUCUGCCUUGAGCAGAAUGUCUUUCAAAUAUAAUUACACUAAAGGACAGAAUUGAGCUCUUGCCACCCUCUAACAGCAGACCCUGUCUCUAUUAGAUUAAGCUAUAGAUGCGUGCCAAAUCUCUGCUCCACUCAGUUAUAUUCAAGGCCCACCCAUCAGAAUAUUUUUGGCUUCGCUAGAGACACUCUGCAGGCUGUGAGGCAUUGUUAAAACCUGCCAGAGAAGGCGGUGAUAGCCAUCUAAAGCAUCUGACCUUGAAGUGGUUAUCUCAUCCCCAGUAGGAGGGAAAUCUGGCUUCUUUAGUAAUAUCAAAGGAGAACUCCAAAUCCUCCUUGUCUCAGAAGCAAAGUCCCUCAUUAGGUGCCAUACCACCCUUUGGGCUGGUUUUUGUUGUGACGUAUCUUUCUUCCUUUUAUCAGUCACGAGAAAAUGAUUCGGAUGGAACAAACGUGCUUUGCAUGAAGCCGGAGUCUCUCUAAAAGCCUUUGAAAUUACUGUGACUCUGUGUCAGUAAGCCUGAACCACAAGCCCAUCUUUUGACCAUUUAAAGAGGCUGAUAAAGAGCUUAUAAUUCAGACCGGAUACUCAAUAUUCACAAGUACCAAGAUGGAUUAAAUGUGAACAAAAAGAAUAAAAAAAGAUCAUUAAUUUAGUUUUAAUACAAAAAUAUAAUGCCAGCACUCUCUCUAAAGUAUCAUAGUCUUUGUGUAAGAAACGGUGAGAAAAGCAGAGGUCAAGAAAGAGGUUUGCAGCAUGAGAGGUCAUCCUCGGGGGAGUAAUUGCGUGUUUAUGCAUUUGUGCAUGUGUGUCCUUCCUACAGGUCCAUUCCCUUCAGAGCCAGCUUGAGUUCCAGGAACAGUCUAUGGUGGAAAAGUCCCUCGUGUGCCGUCAAGAGGCCAAGAUCCGUGAGCUAGAGACCAAGCUGGAGUAUGAGAGAACGCAGAUCAAACGACUGGAGGUGAGAUAAACCCUGGGGCCUAUUCUACGAAGCAGGAUUACUGCUUAGCGAGGUAACUUCGAGGGUAAGUUCGGGGUUUCCUGUUCUACGCGGGUUCACUUCUUAGCGAGGCAAUGAAUUCAUCUUGGAAAUGAAUUAGACAUGUCUGGUGCACGUUAAAAGCGCAUGUUAAACAGUGCUAUUUCAGGGUGAUAAUGGCAUCAAAGAUUUUUUGGGCACUAUACUUACGCAUUGAGACUGUCUGCAAUUUUCUGCCAGCAUUCCGUCCGUGCUUUUGCAGCGGCGACGGUGUCGCUUUUGAGGUUUAUGAUAGAUUUGAAUUCUUCAUACUUUCUCAUGAUCGUCUCCUGCUCCUCGUUUGUAAAGUAUGCGGUCCUUCACUCUCCGGCCUGCUCUGACGCUCCAGACUGGUCCAUGUUCGCGAUUGGUCAGAUGCGGUGAGCUCCGCCUUACAUGCGUUUAGCGAGACCGCUAGCUACCGUGCUAAGUUGAGCGAGGUAGCUCCAAGGCUACUGCGCUAGGUCGAACUUGCUUCGUAGAAUAGGCCCCUGGUGUGUGGUAAACCUUUGAUAAACAUGUUUUGUAUAUCUGCGAUUGCAGAUUUGACAUUUAAAUUCAUAUUUAUCAAGAGGUAGAGGAGAUAUACAUCAAAUUUAUAAUUUCCUUGCAAAGUUUGACAGCUGUGAGAGUCUGUUAAAUUAUCCCCCAGAAAACAAAAAACUGUAUUCACAACAAAGAAAAUAACCAAGUAUGUAUUGUUUUUCAGCCUUAAAAAUUCUGUCAGCUAUUUCCAUCAAAGACAGUCAUUUUUUAUUUUAAUCAUGCAACUUCAAAGUGUGUUUACAAGGGCUAUCACAAUAUACCGCUUGAUGGUAACUGUUUUUUAAAUGGUCAAAUAUGGAUAUCAUGCCAUAAAUUAGCAAACGGUAAUGCCGUGAGUUGUUAGGUGACGUCCUUUAUGCUGGUUGUCACAUGCCGUUAUCUAAGAGGAUUAUUGGGGGCUUUUAAAAACUCAAGUUCCAGGUAUUUUGUAAAUCUAAAUACAACAUCAGAAAACCCAUUCGUGGAACAUUUAUACUUUUUUAUUAAGACCCAACGUCAGGGUCUUAAUAGGUCUGUACACCAGAAUUAUGCUAUAGCACUACAAUGAAGUAUUACCUCCGUGCACAGUGGUACUUUCACAUUUAAUCCUGAAAUGCUGAAUCUCCAUGUGACAAGACAAUCUGAUCUGAUCUGACUGUACCCUUGAUGGCUACUAAUCACUUCAACUAAGAUCCAUUACAAUAAAGAACAAUCUGAGAUUCAUGUAGACAUGAUCCAGUUUGGUGUGGAUCAAUGUAAAUUGAAAAACUGAAUCCCAAGUAAGUUUUUGCUCAAUAUUACUGAGUGAAAAAUGUUUCAUUCAAAACGACAUCCUCAGCAUUAUUACUUUUUUUGUAAUGGUACGAAGUUAAAAAAAAAAAGGGGGAAAGGACCCAAAAUGCAGAACAAAAAAAUGAUUUAUUUAAAUAGAAAGAAAAAGACAAAAAGGAACAAAAAGAGAAAAAUACACAAAAAUCAUUGGGGCAAAAUCACAGGGAACAACUGGGGACACUGGCAUACAGACACACUGACAAACAGACAAUGAACCAACCAGGAAGGAGGGUAAGAUGGGGACUAUAUACACACUGGUAAACGAGCAACAGGUGAGGCAAACGAGACACAGGUGAAACUCGUGGGUGAUUAACGAAGGAGGGAAAACUAGGGGAGUAAAGCCAGACUAGAAACACAAGGAAUCAACUACUACAAAAUAAAACAGAAAACACUGAAAACUGAUAUAAUGAAUAAAACACAGAGAACAGGAGGGAAACAGGGUCAAACACAAACUGAAAACAGGAAUAAUAGUGAAAACGCAAGGGAAAAUAGACACAAUGGGCUCAAAUGAACAGAAGAUAUCAUGACACUUUAACAACAGACAAAAGACUAAAUCAUCAUGACUAGAUCAUAAUGCAAAACCUUCAGUCUUUAUCUCACCUAUAUCUCAUCGAUACCUGAUGUCUCAUUAUGACAGUUUUUUUUUUUUUUUUUUUUUUUUUUUCCAAGAAAUCUGUAAAUCUGUUUUAACCAACACAGACUAUUUGACUCCUCAGUAUAUUUUUAUCUUUAUGGACUUUUUUAAAAAUCUCAGCAAACACUUAAAUCAAAGUUCAACUAUAAAAGCAUCUUCAACUCUCCACAGAGUCUCGUGGGUCGUCUAAAGGAGAACCUGGAGAAGAUGACGGAGGAGAGAAACCAACGCAUCGCAGCAGAAAACAGAGAGAAGGAGCAGAACAAGCGAAUACAGCGACAGAUAAGAGACAUGAAAGAAGAAAUGACGGAGCUGUCCAAGAAGGAGUCCGAGGCCAGCAGGAAGAAGCAUGAACUGGUAAGUCAUGAGCUGCUGCUGCGAGGCUUCAUAAGAUUCAGUGGAGCUCACGUUAGAGGAGGUAACUGUGCUUCUCCUUCUUCUUCUACUCUGCUGUGAUCUGCCCAACAGGAAAUGGACAUUGAGAGCUUAGAGGCAGCAAAUCAGAGCUUACAAGUUGACCUCAAGCUGGCCUUUAAGAGGAUAGGUGACCUGCAGGCGGCCAUAGAGGACGAAAUGGAAAGUGAUGACAAUGACGACUUAAUCAACAGGUAGAGUACAGCUAUUUACGUUCUCUUUAGUGUAACGAAAGCUCUAAUCCUGAGUACCAAGACAAGUUAUCAUUACAGACUAAAUCUGAGUCUUCUUUUAAAGUAACUCCCACUUUUUUAAAUACAGCUAAAGUUCAGUAAUUCUGAGUUCAUUCUGUUUUUUUGUUUGUUUUUACUUUGUGCGUGGGAAGGUGUUAACUUUAUUUGGCUUUUUGUUCUAUUCUCUGGAUUUUAAACUCACAAUGUUUUAUACCAAGCUUUUUAUAAAUGUGUUUUUCAAAGGUGCCAUCCGGAUAGAUUUUAGUAUUUUAUAUUUGAUAUCAUGAGCUUUCAGAAAGAUACUGAAGCAUUUUUAUUUUCUAUGUCCUGUAUUUUUCUACAUCAAUAUCUCUUCUAGUAUGAUAUUUAUCCGUCAGUCAAUCACUCGAGAAUAGCGAAUGGCUUUGACUUAAUGGGUCAAGAAAGGAAAGAGUCAUAUAAAGUAAGAGGAACAAACAAAGCAGCUACAACAGAUAGCUAGAUAAACUUAUGAUGAGAGUAAAAGUGUGUGUAACAUAAUUGAUAGCUUUAUUUACAGUAUGACUGAUAAUAAUAGUUGAAGUUUAAACAGGUCCAACAGGAAAGAUCAACAUUUAUAACUUAUAUAAUGAUAACAGAGAAGCUUCAGGGCAGAUUGAACCUUAAGAGUGAAAGUCUUUGGCCCGGUCUUAAAAGUGUGGGGGGGUGUCUGCCUCCUGAACCCAAACUUGAUGAAUCCAAAGUAAAGGGGCCAGAUAAUUAAAAGCUCUAUCUACCAUCUUUCGUACUCUGUGAGUCAUUUUGCACCUAGUUUCUUAUCCAAAUACUCCUGCUAUGAUUUAAUUUCUGAAAGCUCACUGCGUCUGAUCUUCAGUCAGGGCACCGUUUUCUUCUGUUUGGUUAUCCCUCUCUCUUUGCAGAAGGUUUGAGGGUUAUGCUAGCACCAGGUCCACUGAGGUAAACAAAGCCUUCGAUAAAGCAAACCUUUAAAAAAAAGUGACCUCACACACACUGGGUCCGUUUGGCAAUGAGACUUGCCGUAGCGCAAGUUGAUUUAUCGAGUAUGUUCCUUAUAAUAGACAAUAGUUAAAUUAUGAGUGUGUCGGUGUAAAGCUUUCUAUUUACUGUUAUCCUGUUUUGCACCAGUUUUUUGUGUUUCUCACCUCCUCUGUUUCUCUUUUUUUCCUUGUUCCCCUUUUGGUGUCCACACUCCUGGCAGUUUACAAGACACGGUGACAAAAUAUCAGAAACGAAAGAACAAAACGUGAGAAUGAAAACAAAAAUGCAUCCUUUGUUUUUGUCAUAAUGGUCGUUGCUACGUUUUUUUGUUCCCUGUUUUAGCCAUAGGAGAGAAUAAUGCAGUAUCCCUUAUCCUGCAGUUUGUGUUUUUCACAACAACACUGUGAGGAGAAGUCAUUUUAAACAGAAUGGAAAGCUGUGUCUGGUAUACAUCACUGAUAAAAGCUUUGCUGAAAGGAUGGACCAGUAUUGCAUUUGGUUUCAUUAUAUUUUGUGCCAAGUGUCUGGAGGUCUGUUCACAGCCAGUCUGUGUGGACAUUUCAGGCUUGUUUUUCUGCUUUCAGAGUAAUAAAAAAAAAAACUGUUGGCACAAAGUAUAAUUCACUGACUGUUAGAAGAAAUGUUAGCUAUGAUACCGAACUCACUGGGAAUCUAAAUGACCCAUUAUCUUCCAAGCGGUCAUGACUGCUUUAGAAGAUGUGACCAAAAUAAAACCAGGAUUAAUCCUGUGGUUAUACUGCAUCAUUGUCUCCAUAAACUUUAAUACUUUUAACAACAUAUAUGUAUGUCUUUUAUCUGCUUUGUCUUUUAACACCUUCACAAUGCAUUUCUAUGGAUCUUAAAUCAACGCUUUUUGCACUGAAGGCUGCUGACAUUUUCCUUCUACUUUUUUUUGAGACUCCUUCAAUCCACAUGCAGGAAGUCCAACUCUCACUGAGUUUGUAUUAUAUGGUUACAACAGAUUUUUGUCAUUAUAUGAUGCAUAAAAAACAUAAUAGCAGGUACAUUUGUAUUUUAUGUGUUAAUUUCUUGACAGUUUUAGAUUAAUUCCAGCAGAUAAUUAAGGUUUUGCAUCAUUACAAUUGAUAGUGAUAGGAAAGGAAAAAGUCACAUCAGAGACAAGGAAAGAAAAAUAUAGUAUGUACAGUAAGGGCUGGAUAAUAAACCAAAAAUUUACCAAUACUAAAAUAAACGACAACAACCGAUGUCAUUUUGUCCACGUCAAUAUAUUCAGAGUAGGGCUUCACAAUAUAUCGUUUCAGCAUCGUCAUCGCAAUGUAUUUGUGCGCGAUAGUCACAUUGCAGAGCCUGCGAUGUCGGAGGUGAAUGAACUCAUCUAAUUUCAAGGGUAGCUGACUGAGAUACACUGUAUGUGACUCAGCAUGUGCUGUGCAGCGAUCCACCAAUCACAGUUGUCUUUUACUCAGUUGCCAAUCAGACUAUCCUGCCAGCUGUCAAUCAAAAUCAGAGAGGAAAAAACACGCCCCUACACAUGGAGUGAGUCACUGGCACUGCCGUUGUUGUGCCGAAACGCGUAUGCAGAGAAUUACUCUCGGAGCAUUACUCAUCACUGUUUAGCCCCACAAAUAAGAAUUGUAUGGGUUUUAUAUUGUACAUUUCCGUGGACCACUCUACUAUAAACAGUGCACGUUUUUGCGAGGUGCAUGCCAUUCUUGGCUGACAUGCAUUUCUCGGCACAACACCGCUAACAACAACAACAAUUGCAAAAUGAGCAACAAACGAGAGAAAACCACCGAAAAUUAAGACUUGUUGCCAAAAGGAAAAGGAAAGUCAGUUAUCUGUCAUCUAUUGCCACAAUAACGUCCCAGCACAAUAAAAGCUAAAAAUAUCUCUAAGACAGACAGAAGCCAUUCUACUUACAUUCACAAAAUGAGGUAAGAUCAGAGCAGGUUAACUGUCCAGAAGAUUUCAGCAGUGCAGCAUAGCAGAAAAUGCCAUUCAGGUCAUCUGGUGAAAAUUCCUGAAUUUUUAAUAUCGCAAUAUAUAUCGCAGGGUUGAAAAACAUUGCAAUAUUAGUUUUUUUCAAUAUAGUGCAGCCUUAAUUUGGAGUCAAAAAAAUAAAUAAAAGUUGGUUUUGGAUGUGUGUAGGUAGGCUAUGGUCCCAUGUUCCUUUAAGACGCUGUCCUACGUCAGAGACGUGACUCCACCCCAUACAGUUGGUAACAGAGAAGGACAGACAGGUGAGGAGAUGGAGGACGGUUCAAAAGUUGUAGCGGCUGGAGCGGCAGCUGAAGUAGACAAAGUUAAUGUGGGAGAGGGUGAGCAGCUUGUGGAGUAGUUAUCAUCUGUUGAUGGUUAUCAAGGCGAACUGCUCAAUAUAUGGUGUUAUUGAUUCAAGGCCAUAUCGCCCAGCCCUAUUUACAGUACAUUCCCAGAGAGAUGGAGUCAAUAGAGGAUCUGUUUUGUAACCACAGUGCAAACUCAGUAUGUUAGGGCCACUCUACAUGUGCUUUGGAGGACCUAAUGGUUGUGAUGAUUGUGUAACGAUUGCAGCACAGGAACUUUGUAAGUGGUUGCAAAGUCUGUGAGCCGCUUUGUUUGCUAAGUGCAUUGCUGAAAUGCUCAGACAUUUCAAUGGCUGCUUGCCUCGCAUGAAAGUAUGACACUAACCCAAUAUUAUUCCACAGUGUUAUGUAACAUUUGGCUUAAAUAGGAAAGAUCACCUUGUCCUUCAUUUGAGAUGGGUUUUCAUUGAUCAUGUCUGCUAAACGACUAACUCUAUUCCAUUACUCUUUGGUCAUAAUGCAGCCUUUUUUUGCCUUGCUAGAUAAUUUGAAGUUUCAUAAGAGCUCAUUAAAGAAAUGUGGUCCUCAUCUGUGAUUUCAAGUUCAACCUCUGAUUGCUGUUUCAAAGAGACAUGUCGUCACAUUCUUUUAAUCGCUUUUCUUUUUUGUUAUCCAAUGUCUCAUCAGACAGACUGUGUGUGUAUCAAUGCUCUGCUUUUCAUUCUGUGCAGCUCCACAAAAAGAACAAUGAUUUUUCAUGUUUACUUAAUUGCAUUUUCCCCUCCUUUGACAUCAUUGCAUUAGCAGCUGAGUGCACAUUAAUGGAGGAGGUGAUUCUUCUUGUAAUUAUGAAGUUGAUUUUCCAGUUGAUUUACAUUAUUAUUCAAUCGUUUUGUACUUCAGUGCUACAAAACAGAGCCGACAAUAGCUACAGUGUUACUAUAAUACUGGAGGAUUGACAGGUUAAAUAAUACUGGGUUUUCAUGCUGGGUUUUUGUAUACAUGUGUAAAAUAAGGCUUUUAUGUAGAGCAGUAUGUCAGUAAUUUCCUCAGUAUGGACUGACAUGAAAAGCAGCUUUUUCCACCUAUAGCUCAAUGUACUGAUUACUCUGAUUCAAACAAGUAUUACACCACAGAGUGUGAAGUGUUCACUGUUUUGUAUUAUCAUAAACGAAUGCCCUGUGCUCUUUAUGCCAGUAGUUAAUUAGCUCAUGUUGAACAGAUACAAAAAAAAUAUGGUGCUGAACCUACAAGUGUUAAACUGAUAAAACCCAGCCAUAAGAGAUGUGAUGCUGAGUGAAACUAUUUGUGACAAAGAUUUACAACCAGUGCAGGCAAAUUGUCAGAAGCUAUUAAUGUUAGCUUCUAAAUUCUCGGGGCUUGUUGGUAUCUGCGAGCCUCAGGACUGGUUAGCUGGUAGUGCAGGGCCAAGGACAAAUCGUUUGUGACACCAUUUGCACAGCACUCAAUUGCAAGCCACCUUCUAUUUCACAUGUGUGAGUGUGUUAGGGGAGAUAAUUUGGCUGAGGGCUGGUUUCAGUAAUUUGUUGUGUAAUAUAUCAUGUUAAAGAGUCAAAGCAUCAUAGAGAUGACAAAUGGGCAGCAUGUGUAAUCUACUUCCAACAGGUUAAUGAACCGUACUACUCUUUUACAGUGGGCUUUUGUUAGUUUGUGGUAAGCUUGGGCUGUGGGAAAUAGAAGUACGGUGUAUUAUAGCAGAACUUAGACUCACACAAAUUUAGCAUGAUGCCUCAUGAAGCAGCUCUCAAACAGGGUUUUCCUGUGGAAAAUAAUAUAAUCAGGCCAUUUAGUCUCUCCGGGAUCAUCAUUAUGUUUCACCCAGAAAGCCUGGCUGAAGGGUUGAUGAUGAGAAGGUUAAAUAUGUUAAUGCACACAGAAAGCUUGAGAGCCUGAAUAUCCAAGAAUCUUAGAGUUUUUUUUUUUUUUUUUUUGGUCUGUGCUCACUCCCUCCCUCGCAACACUCACACACCCACCACCACCUUUUUGUGUUAAAACAAUAGUUUUUAGACACCUCACCAAAAAGACAGGAAAAGGGACACUUUGUUCUCUGGAAAAAACAUAAUGGAAAGUGUGACACAAAGCUUGAUGACAAAGGAAACAUUGUGCUGCUCACUUGGACACCUACAAAGAUGGAUGCGUGCGAUGUGGACAAAUGACAGUGCUCAGCAGUCUUGCUGUCAUCUCACACCUCUUUGAAUACAGUGUUUGGUCUUUUAAGCAUUUUUAUAACAUUUUGCAUCAUGUUUCGAGGAUAAAAAUAGAUAAGCUUGUCCAGAAACAAGAUCUAUUACCGGCAUUGCUGCUUCUCAUUUGUUAAGUCAGUCAGUUGUCUGUGGACAUGGCAUGCAACAUAUUGAUAAUUCAGUGAUAAACAAGGCAAGGCAAAUAUGUAAGAUUGAUGCAAGUCAAAAGUUGGCUGUAGAUAGGACUAUAAAUAAUAAUGUAGAUGAAGUCUGUCAUAAAUCAAGAGGAACUGAAAAUUGCUGCUCUUCUGCUGCAACCCUGACACCGCUGUCUGCUACAGUGUGUUUAAUAUACAGUGCAUUGUCCUGCUCUGACACCCAAAACAAUAGCUUAGAAAACACAAUUUUCUCUGCCAGACUUUACCAUGGCAACGCAAGUCAAAUGUAGUUUAGGCUUUCAAAACAUAUGCAUUGAAAUGUAAUUUUAAAGCUGUCUCUGAGACAUGUAAAAUUGUGGAAAACAUAGAAAAGGGAAAUUUCAGCCUAACUCAGUCUUGUUUGUAAAACACCUUUCAUAUAAACAUGCAGCACAAAGCACCUCUCCUGUGAAACAUUAAAACAGAUGGAAUAGAAGAACAACAACAGUGACAAGGUUGCUUUGGCUGCAAGACAACUCGAUCUCUACCCCAAUGACAGCCAGGAUUGGCUCCAGCCUCCUACAACUACAAAUGGGAUAAACAGAGGGUUGAAAAUUGAUGACAGAAAGGUGAUUGAAAUCAGCAAAUAAAAUAAGUUAAAAUCUAAAAAGGAAAAAAAAAAACACAUUAAAAAUUAAAAAUGAAAGGAUAUGAUACCAUACAAUAAGAUGCGAUUUGAUACAACAAGAUACAGUAUAUGAUAUGAUACAAUAUGAUAUGGUAUAGUACAACAGCAUAUGUUACAAUGUGUUAUGCUGAGAUAUAUACGCUGCAAUUCGAUUUGAUAGGAUAUGACAGGAUGUGAUCGAUGAAAUGUGAUAUCACACAAUACAAUACUAAGCAUUUGUGUGGAAUGAUGUUUAUCGUGUCUUCAGUUUCUUAGAAAUCGUUUUCUUUUUCCCUUUAUCUCAGACAUGUAAUCUUUUUCAUGUACCUUGACAUGUUUCAGCAGAAACUUCUGCCUUCCUCAGAAGUGUCACUUGGCGGCAGGUGUGACAGGACACGUCAUAUCAGCUGGUGUUAUUGAGGCGUGACUGUCCUGUCAAUUCUUUUUUUUUUUUGGUUUGACGUGGGUACUUUGCAGAUCACAUGUCUGAGAUAAAGGAAAAAGAAAAUUAUUUCUAAUAUUUAGUAUUUCUUAAAGGGACUCUGUUUUGUCAAGUCAAGGGCUGCACAUCAGUGAUGAUAAUCACUCAGAUUCAGGCUAAUAAAGUCAAAUAAAAAUUUAGCACAUAGGAUUAAAUCAGUGUUUCCUUUCAAAAUUAAGGUGAGAAUUGGAGUUACUCUCGUAAAGCACCGCACAAACACAAAUGAACCAUGAUGGUUGGACCGACUUAGAGGCGACACCACCUUUUAUUGUUUUCCCUCAUCAUUUUUCCUUCAUGUCUACCCUCAGGACAAUCCUAUGCAUAAUUCAGCAUGCAGUUGACAUGAAUGAAGAUUGACCUCAUUCAGGUGGCAUCCACCAAGCUUUUUUUUUUUCAUGGAGAUCCACAGGUCUCUGUAUAUUGAUUGUUAUGUCAAGCGUAGGGCCACGGGGAUGUCUCAUGGCCUCACUCCAAUAACAAUCAGCAGGAGCAGGUGACAUGCCACACAGAUGCUAGUGGCCUGGAACCAGCCAAACAAGUUCAUUACAGCCCCAACAGCUUCAUCUACGUUGUGCCUGGAGAAUGCAUUCACUCAUUUAUGUCUGCUCCUCAUGCUGUCUGAUCAACAUAAAUGUGUUUAAAUUAUUGCAUGGCGUAAACAUGCCUGUUUGUGUGCUGAGGUUACAUUUUAUUACUCACCCCUAUGAAUGUAAAAAUAUGAAUACAAUCAUAAUAACUAACAAUCACAGCUUUUGACGACUGUUACCAAUGUUUUCCUGGAUUGCUUGUAAUUUAUUGUCCACUGGCUGAUGUUGUCUGCUUUACGAGUCAUUUAAUGUCAAUUAUUGUGUAAAAACCCAAAUAAAUUUUAAAUACAGAACAGUUUUAACCACUUUAUAAAAAGAUUGGAGUGGAUUUGUAGCAUUUGGAAACUGUUUAGGACAUGAAUUUGCAUUUUGAUUCCCUAAAUGGAAGAUUUUUACCUUUUAAAGAUGUUUAAAUGACUUGUUAAGAUGAAUAUUUUUACUACUUAAAGUUGGAUCCUGACUCGCUUGCUGGUUGUGUUUCUUCACAGCGGUGAUGACACAGAAACAGACUCAGAGGUGGAGGACCGUGUGGAUGGAGUUAAGUCUUGGCUCUCAAAGAACAAAGGCGCGACAAAGACCACGUCGGAUGAGAGUAGUCUGAAGAGCACCAGGUCAGUACUCGCAACCUUUUGCAUCAUGGCAGAUUACUAUGGACUUCCCUGUUGUAAAGCAGUGAUAAAACUCCUCUCUUUCCCAGCCUUGAAAGGGCCCAGGAUUACCUGGGGCAGUUUGUAACAGAAGGAUGGGUAUUUCAUGUGAUUAGGUGUCAUCUCUCUCUCCCAGUAAUCUGUCUAAUGACAGCAGGCGGGAUGGGGAAGCGGCUGCUGUCAAGUUUAUUGAAGUGGCCCGUGGCCAGUUGGCAUGCCUGCUAAAUGACGUCUCUGCCACAGUUAGAUAGAUCUUCUCACUGGUUGAUUGGCUCACUUUCCACAGUGUACACUAGACAUAAUAGCAAUAGAAGGGGGUAUUGUAUUUGCUGCUUUACUCUAGACUGGUUCCAAGGACAAAAUGAAAAAGACAGAUUUAUUUUUCUGGCAUCUUUUGAGAAAUUAGGUGCCUACGUUUUUGAAACUCUUAUCUGAUCCUUCUGUUUGGUUUUAUCUCGCUGAAUGAAGCGUCAAAUCAGAAGAGAUGUUUCCUUUACAAUAUGUAGUUUCUGAUUUACAGCCUUUGUGUUCUGACGGUUUUAUUUGUAUGGCGUCACCCUAGAAACGCAGCAACUGCAGACACGAAAGACAUGAAGGAAGUCAAGGAGAAGACCAACGAUGGAAGCAAAGACACAAAAGAGUUAGAGCAGAACAGGUCAGUAUCUGUCAUGAGCUCUCUAAGCUACAGGAAACGCUCUAACCUCAAAGACUCCAUAGGAGGCAGAGGUGAUGAGAGCUCCCUGUUUAGCACUCUCAAAGAACAGCCCGACACACCAGACCACUCCUCCAUUCGCAAAGCCAAGUCUAAGUCUGGAGACCUCCAGGAGGAUUGGAAGAAAAGCCAGGCGCAGGAGGAUUUGGAUGAUAAAGGCUCCGUCAUCUCCAUGGCGUACUCUGAAGCCACCAGUAGAGCCAGGAAGGGCUUUGAGUCCCGCUGGACCUCCCGCAGCAGCCCUGAAUUCGAUAAGGAGUCUAUGGUGUCCUCUGUGGCUCCCAGCAGGAUGUCCACAAGGAGGGGAAUGUUGGACAUCGACGAUGACAGCAAGUCGGUGAUCAGCAGCGUGAGUCGCUCCAGUCCUCGCUCACUACACCGCAGCUCCUCCUGGAAAGACGAACGACGCAGCAGCUCACGCUUGUCUCUGGCUCGCAGCUGCGGCCUGAGUGAGUUUGGUUUGCAUGUAGAUGAUGACGACGACGAUGAUGAUGGUCGUAGUGUUGCUUUUAGCGAAGGGGGAACUUCAUCUUUCAGCCCUCGCUCUCUCAGCCGAAGCUUCUCUAACCCAGGACAACCGCGCUCCUCAGACAGCACUUUACCAGAAACAUCGGACAUCAAGACCGUCGCCCAUCGCAACUACCUAGAUCCUGAUUUGGAGGCUGCAAUCAAUGAGGUGCUGAGCUUCAAACCUAUAAAGUUCAAGCGCAGCAAACUCGACGAAUCAAGUGGCGAGGAAGAGGAGGAAAAGAAGGGACCAGGAAGUGAGGACAACAGGAGGAAAGGGGAGGAUGAAGGGCUUGGUACCAGCACAUCUGGCCUGCGUAAAUCUGCAUCAGGCUCUGCUCUUGACUACAAUCGACCAUCGAGCAUUCUGAGCAGCAGCAGCUCCCGCAGUCGGAGGGAUAAGAAAAGCAGAAUCUCACUCUCAGACGACUCUUCAUCAGAUGAGCGUCAAAGCAGAAAGAGCUCAAGAGGGAAGAAGGGCAAGAAGUCCAAGAAGAGAUCCAAGAGGAAGCCCAGCGAGUCAGAGGAUUCAUCUUCCUCCUCAGAGUCGUCCGAGUCAUCCUCUUCCGGCUCGACGAUCUCCUACCGCAGCUCCAACAGCGUUAAAAGGAGCCCGAAACAACCGUCUGAUGAUGAAGAGGAGCCCAGGCCACCAAGCAAGAAGGAAACAAAGAAGAAGCAGAAGAAGAUGGACAACAUGAUGAUGAAGUACCUCUACAGGGCUGACAGUGACUGAUACCAGCAGUGGAAGGUGAUGCUUGGUGUGAUGAUGAUAACCCAGGAGCCGGGCAUGACUAAAACGGAGACUAACCGUCCUUCACUGAGUGUGCUGACUAAGUUUGCUGUGUGCGCAUGUUUAUCCCCGAUUCAGACUCAGAUCUAGUAAAACCAUUGUGAAUCUUAACUAUCAGAUUAUACUUAUAAAUCUGGAUCUUUUGGUCGGUACAAAGUUUUGCUGUCGGUGGUAUUCAGGUGUCCGUGUCUGCUCGAUAUUUGGUUUGAAUUGCACGCUUUGAUUUUAAUGUCUAUAAAAAAGAUCGGAGGAAGGAAUUUUUGUAGAUUUAGAUGUUGUCUCUCAAAACCAAAUGGUGCCAAAAUCAGUCACCAGUGCAUCCAGUCUUCUGACCACUUUACGUGUUUUUACACCACCUGACACAUUCUCCCAUUUACAAUUUGAGCUGCAGUGGAAAGUGCUUGUCAAUGUUAUUUAAUCCCAAUCACCUGUACUCCGAUAACGCUGGCAUUUGAGAUAAGGUGUCUUGGCAAUGGACCAACGGCAUCUUUAACCAGCUAAGAAUUGCACCUGUUCCUCCCUUUUUAUUUGCAAGUAUUUGUCCUCGUUUCAACAGAAAGCCAAUUUACCCAAUCUACUUCUAGUUUCCAGCGCUGAGACACUUCAAAUAUAGUUUGUUGAGAGGUUUGCUCUAAUCCAUGAUUACAAUCCACUAAAGCUUCCUUUCUUCAAUGUUGCUUCAAGGUCUAUACUUCCAUCAUCAUUAAGUGUAAACCUUAAAAUACCACACAGACAUACUUUUGUUGAAAAGCAGUGUUCGUAUUCUGCGAAUUCGAGUAGCUCUCCUCGAUGUUGUGAUUGAUGCCGUUUUAAGUAGAUGUUGUUGAUGGAGGAUGCUUUCCUGUGGCUGUUCUUUAAGCACUAACAGAUGCCGGCAAUUAGGGACGAAUCUAAACGACACCAAUUUUGGCUGUAUUGUUAACUGAGAGAAGUUUGCGGAGAGGUGUGACAUGACUUAAUAGUGCUUGAUGUGGGUACUUUGCAUCAUAUUUAAAAUGCUAAGAUUAGCUUCAAGCUUCAAAAGCCAAUCUAUUUUAAGAGUAAUUGUGACAGACAGUUUAAGCAUCUCCGCUUGUGUUAUUUUGAAACGUGUAAAAGAAUUUCUGAUUUUUUUCUUUUCUAGUUGAGAGCUGUAUCUUUGGAUUAGCGCUGUAGGGCAAAUUAAUAAAUUCAGUUAUGCUGAGUGAACUGAAUAUGCUGCAGAUACAUGUAUAGUCCCAUCUACAGGGACAUUGGUCAUUUUACCAAUGUCCCUGUUCUCUCGUUCAUUGUGUUUCAUCAGUAACCCAUUAGCUUUACUUCCCCUUGUCACAGUGUAGAUGAAUCAUAUUGAUGCUGUCUUUACAAUGUCCCUGCUUUAGAAUAACAUCUUCAAGUAGUCCAGAUUCCGCUUUUCUCUGUAGCCUGACCUUGUACAAAUCAAUAUUAUGGAUUUGGGUACUAACACAGUCCACACUUAUUAUAUUCUCAAUGGGUAUGGUGUACAUGAGAGAUUUUAAGUAAUCUAGGUAUAUAUAUUUAAAGUGUAUAUUCAUGUGUAUAUAUGUGUAUAUAGAUAUUUGAUGUUUAUAUGUAUGGAUAUAUCUUUGUUUUAGUAUUAAUGAUUAGUUAUAUAAUCAUGCUAGACUUUGGAGCUUUGGUUAUUUUUUGCCAACAUCAGUAAAGGGUUAAUGAAUAGGAAGGAACGAGGGUAGGUACAUAUGAGCUGAAUAGCUUCAACCUACUCCUUUUCAAUCUCUAAAAAAAAGGAAUUCCUUGUCUAAAAUUGUGCUGUAUAUAUAUUUGAUCGAAUAAACAAUACAUUUCCAAUAUCAAUCAUUUCUAUUCUACAUUGAACCUCGAAAUGAAAACGUAAUUGAGUCUUUAACAUAAAAUUGUGAUUCCUGAUGUGUUGGUGAAGCAAGUUUAAGAAUGGUUUAGAAAACAUCUUUAACCCUCAGACCUAAUUGUGCCCCUUUCUCAACCAAAUUUGGACAUCAAAAUCUACAUAGUUCUAAGCAGAUGCAGUAUGAGUAGUAUAUAAUUUGGAUAGUUGACAGUUCCAGCUGAGAUUUGAUGAUGUUCUUGUGCUACUGGAGCAAAGAUUAGUGGGUAUGGAGGUCUUAGGGUAUGAAAUGUCUACAGUGAGUGAGUUGCCAUUAGAGUAAUGCACUGCUGUUCCAUGUGGUCAUGGCAACAUGCUUCAUGGAUAUAAAGCUCUGGAUUUAGGUGACCUUUUCAAAAGUGUAUUGGAUAGAAGCGAACUAGAACAGAGCAUAAAUAAUUGCCAGCUGUACUCUACUAAUAUUCAAACAUUGUGACACAAACACUUAUGCAUCACUCCUGUUAUUUCUUGAAAUCAUUCUUGUGGAUUGAUCUCCCAAUGUUCAUGAAUGAUCAUGCAUGGAAAAAACUGUAAUGCCAUGUUGAAAAUGCAAAUUAACAGUUAUUGUUAUUAGUUUGAUACGUGCACAUAUGCCAUUCAAACCACAUGGGUGCUGUUGUUUGCUACCUUGGGAUGAGUGUAAUCUUGCAGCCUAAAUUGCUUGUGGUGUCUCCUGCCAUAUUUUUUUACAAUGCCUUAUUCCUUUCAGUUCUGUUUCUCCAGCCUGCAGCCAAGUGAUGAUAUUAUGUUGUGUCUGUAUGUCUGUUGACCCUUAUAGCCCUCCUGUGUGUCGUAAACAGCCGGGUCUUGGCAGAUCGGAUGAGGAGGACGAGGCGGAGAGAGACUCCAGCAGGCAGUCGCUGAGGCAGAGCGACAGCGAAGGCGCAUUGGCAGAGAGUGCAUCAUAACCAGAACUCAGGUCACCCUUUUCUUUGAGUGACACCAAACACGCAGGUGAAACACGUCUUUUAGUCCACAACACUGACACCACUGUUCAGCUUGUAAGAGAGGACGGCUGCUUCAGCAGGACAGAAAGGAAGAGGAAUUACACUGAACUUUCUCUCAAGUGAAUUCAGCCUGAACUUUUUUGUUAUUUUUUAUAAUAUGGCUGUGGACUUGAUGUUACCUCUCUUGUUGAAUGGUGUUUUAAUUAAUUUAAUGCAACAUAUUGAAUAAGGUCAUUGAAACAGUGAAGUUAAGCGCUAUCAAAAGAACUCCCUGCUCCUUCUUUACUUAUAAGAGCUGCUUUUCAGGCAAAUUUAAGCUCUCCUCUGGACUCUCUGCUCAGUCUUCACAUAGCUCUGCCAAGAGGAUUUAGAUAAGCUCGCUCCUCCAGGAACCUCUGACCAACUAUUAAGACUGUUCUUAUCUCAUCCCCAUUACUGGGAACUGGCGCAGUGGGAGGAAUUAACCCAUUUUCAAUUAAUUAUCAUGCUGUAAGUUUACAUUUGGCUCUUGUUCCAAGUCCAGAUAUCAAUCACUGGAACAAAGUGAUGCUGGGUCACUGAUCAGAAAUGAUCACAGCUAAAUGGCUUCUGAAAAAUAUAUUUAUAUUUAGACCAGGCUGUUAGAGGUCAUAGAUUUAUUUGAAAUGGAGUAAAGCUUAAUCUGAUUUCAAAGUGUGUGAAGAGAUUAAAUAAAUAUCUAUUAUAUAAGGAAUCAAAGCCUAUACAUGAACAUGCUAUUCAAGUGAAUUCAGCUAUUUUUAAAGCUAGAGAGAGAGUGUUUUAUCACAUUAAGGUUUAUGCAAUAUUCUUGAUGUAUUUCUGUUGGGUAGUUUGCAUGUUUUGAUCUGUUUGGAUUGGUUGUUUGAGGUUCAGUCGUGCUUUUGUCCACCAGUGUGAUGUCUUGUCAAGUUCAAAGGGAAUGUAUUUUUUUAUUACUUUGCUCUCAUAACGCUUCUUUUAGAGUUGUUGUUUUUUCAGACAUUGCAGAUGCCAGGGGUGUGUCCAGACUUUGUAUUUUUUUAAUGGGCUGGCCCAUUCUGGGGCACUGAUUUAUGAGGGGAGGUGUGAGUAUGUGCAUACAGACCCACAAAUGAAUAGGUUUUCCAUAUUCACUUACCAUAUCUUCUUUAACUACAAAGUUUAAAUAUUAUCCAGACUUUAUAGCAGUAUUACUUUAAGGAGCAAGAUGAGACAGUAGGAGCAUAGAAACCCUCUAAACCUAAUUAUUCAAGGUCUCAAGAAGAUGUUGUUGGUCCAAAAUCACAAUCAUAAGCUACUUUAAAUACAUUUUAAUAGGAUUAUUUAUUACAUUCAUCUUUUCUUCUCCUAUUUAUUCCACACCUGCUUCAUUAAAUAGAUGAGUAAAGUAUUUUCCAUAUUUUUAAGGACCUAUAAAAGAAAUUGUGAUAUAUUUAGUUGCUGCAGAAACUGCCUUGAACCUGUUACAACAGCCCAAAUAGUUGACUUCAAAAUAAGUCCACCAUUUGAUUACACAAAUAGCCAAUUAUAGCUCAGGAUGACAACAGGGGUGGCCGAUGAGCAUCCGUGGGGCCCACCCCAGGUUGCUCCUCUGGACACACCCCUGGCAGAUGCAGACAUGUUGGUUUAUUUUUCAAAAAUAAAGAAACACUGAAUCUCGACUUUAUAUCACAGGUAAAGAUCUUCAACUGCCGUGGGGGACAUUGCUCUGUUUUCAUCGCAUCUUGUUGCAGGUGUGCAAUGCAUAUUGUCUACAACUGAGGAAAUCAUUUUGGCCAUAUUGGUUAUAGCAGUAAAAGAAAGACAGUGUUUUCAGUGAAGUGUUUUCCUAAGAUUUAAAGGUGCCAAAGACUGUGUUCAUUUGAUGGUGUGUGUUUUUUUUCAUGGAGUGAGAUUUUAAGUGAAAGAUUUCUUGGCAGACUCUAUCUUUACCUCAUAGACUACUGCCAAAAAUAACCUUAAAUUUAACCAUCCUGCCCACAUGAUUAAAAACCAUUAUGUGAUUUUUAUUCAUUUAUUUUUUGCUGGUUAGAGUUAGACAGAUAUCUUUAGCUGUAUGUGACCUAAUGAAUUUUAAACUCUAUUUCAAUAACCUGUAGGUGCAUCUAAAAAGAGAAGCAUUAACUUCAUAUCCAUGUGUGUACUUUGUGCUCAUGUGCAAAGAAAAGCUUUAAGUGUCUGGCUUGCUAUUUGCAUAUCUUCUCAGAAGAGACUAAUCUGCAUUUCAUGUCUUAUUUUCUCCCUUUUUUUUCUUUGCCUCACACAUGAAUAUUAAUGCGGGACACAGUAAACUUUGAUGUGAGUGAAUCAGAAUAGACUUGUUAAAUGACAAAAACAGUGCAAGUGUCACUUCCUGGAAGUUGGAGUUGCUGGUAUAAUGCAUAAUGUUGAAAAAGUUUGUACACUGGAGUGUAUCUUUAAGAGGACUUGUCUAUUUUUGUGAUUAAGUGGAUUGUUAUUUAUAAUCUGAGUGAUUUUAGAG
Molecule: messenger RNA, 80213 nt
Organism: Xyrichtys novacula (pearly razorfish)
Lineage: Eukaryota; Metazoa; Chordata; Actinopteri; Labriformes; Labridae
Source: the annotation of a GenBank genome assembly